This is a messenger RNA of Xyrichtys novacula (pearly razorfish), 50710 nucleotides long. Lineage: Eukaryota; Metazoa; Chordata; Actinopteri; Labriformes; Labridae. The record is from the annotation of a GenBank genome assembly.
AUGUCUAUGAUCACAAUAACAAACUGCUUAAUGUUGCACUGGCGAGCUAGCUCAGCUUGAUGACAAGGUGAGAGUGACAAGUAGACGCCCUCCUUUGACAGUUUUGUGGUAUUUGCUUUAAUGUCAGAUGCUAAAGUUAACUUUUUUUAGCUUUUGGUCUGUUUUAUGAUUGACAUUGUGCCUAAUGCUUUACUUUAAUGUAUCAUGUGACUGAUAGCUGGCUUAAGCUUAAAUGGGCGUUAACUACUUUGACUUCAACGGUAACUUGUAAUUUCAUCUCUACUGCGUUGAGUUAUCGUACCCCGGUUUGGAAUUUAAUAGAUAGACAUCUCAAAUCCAACUUUAACUGUCUAACCGUCAGUGUUUUUGAUUUACUUAGUUUUAAGUCGGUAUCCCUCUGGGCCAAAGCUAGUGCUGUCACUGGCACCGAAUCUAGAGAGGCACCAGAUUCAGUUCAAGUGGCCGUCGAAAGUGCUGCUGGUCCGUCAGUCAACUUCAAAGUAUGCGACUCUAUUAGCUGAUGUAACAUAGUGGUACUGUGAUGGAAAAAUCGAAUACUUGUCCGAAACUGAAAAAGCCGAAUUGAAAAAGAGAUUGUACAUACUCAUAUCAUUUCCUUUAUGGACGAAGUUCGGCUUGUUUCUUGAGACGCUGACAAUACCUGGGUGUGGCAACGUAUUUUAUGGAAAUCAUGCCAAAUGUAUUAUGUGAGCAUCUAGUUAGGUAAUGGAGCAAAUGAUUAACCAGAAAUAUAAUGGCUUAAACAGUCAGUAUAAGUCAUACCUGAGUCAUAACUUUGCACAUUGUGAGUUCAGUAUUUAGUAUCCCCCUUGCAUUUUAAAAAACCGUUUUUACUUUUUGAUAUAUGCGUACGUAUUUCUUGAACUUCGAAAAAUGUAGAAAAAAAAAAAGAUGACUCUAAGAGGAGCAAAACAACGUUACCAAUUUCGUAAUGUGUCCUAUCAUCCAUCAUCCUCACCAGCCCAGAGGUUUCUUAAACAUAAGCCCAUCGAACAUUGGUGAAACCCUGUCAGUGGACUCUAUUUCAACAAAGCAAAGACAUAUUACAACAGCCUUAUUUCUGACUGUGAUGAAGAGUGCAUAAAUCAUACAUGGCAGAAUCAAAGGUGUUUGACUGUUUAUUGUCAGUUUCUUAAACAAAUGGAAGUCACAAAAACAGUAGCAGGCAAGUUUGAGCACAGGAAUGACUUGGUGUUUCUUACAAUGGAAGAGUAUACAUGUCUGAUCAUCUGCACUUAAAGACAGCAUUUUAUUUUUUUCUUCCUUAAGGUUUGUCAGAACUGCUGAAGGUCUGUUUUUCUGUUCAUUGGUUUUAGUUGGUGUGAGAGUGAGUUUUGCAGACUGUAAUGGCGGCAGUGGGAGUCCAGGGGCCAAAGGUCACCGACUGUGUGACCAAAGUGGCGUUAAGCAUCUGCUGUGAGAAUCUGCCGGACAUGGACACUUUCUCUAAGUCUGACCCUUUGUGUGUGCUCCUCAUGAACAGCUCAGGGCAGCACUGGACUGAGGUGAGGAGGUUCAAAGGUUUUUACCUUGCAGAAAUGCUAAGUAUUUGGAGACAGUAAAAGUACACAAAGCUGUUCAGCUGCAAAAAUAGGUGGAAAAAGUGUCAGAAAAAGACUUCCUCCAUCCUGAAACAUUCCCUGUCUUUUUUAGAUUGGUCGGACAGAGAAAAUCGACAACUGCCUUAACCCUAAGUUUUCCAAGACGUUUGUCAUCGACUACUAUUUCGAGAUGGUGCAGAAGCUCAAGUUUGAAGUGUAUGACAUUGACAGUGAAAACUACAGUCUGCAAGACGCUGACUUCCUUGGAGAACUGGAAUGUACCUUGGGACAGGUGAGUCUUCUUUACAGUCACGGCAGAAGUUUAUUUCUGAUGAUAUUUGUUUUGGAAGACUUUUAUUUUGAUUGAGUCUUUUAUGUCCUUUUUAAUACUGUGACAAUCUUACUGCAUUUAAUUGAAAAUUCUUUUAUUUUUCUGUGUAGAUCGUGUCCUCAAGGAAACUAAUGCGACCUCUUGUCAUGAAAGACAAGAGACCUGCAGGGAGGGGAACCAUCUCUGUGAGUUAAUUUAUUUAGGCUAACUGAAGCAUUCCCAGUAUUUGAAAUUAGGAGAACAUUUUAUGGUUGUUAGCUUUACCUGGUGCUGUCAAUGUUUUUUAAGAUAUGUGCUGAAGAAAGAACAGACAACAGGAUGGUGGAACUUGAAGCUGCAGCAAGAAAACUGGAUAAAAAGGUACUGGUAACAACAUUACAGUGAAAUUAGAGGUUUAGAAACUAGAAAAUUCCCUCCUUAAAAUUUUGAAAGGGCCACAGGGGCUACUGCUGGAAUGUGUACAUUAUGAUGAGAUUCUUCAGAGAUUUUAAAUAAUUAAUACUAGUAGUUAUGUUAUAUACAAGGAGCACACCUACAACAAACAUUCCUAUGUAAGUAUUUAUUUAUACAAAAGAAAAAAAAAACCUGAGGCAGAGCAGUAGAAGUUUGAAAAACUUAAGUAAUCGCUCUUUUUUUUUGGCUUGUCCCUUUGACCUUGAUGAAAAAUUUUCCCCCAAAUUUGUAUACAAUAGAGAAAAGAAAUUGCACACAGAUCCUGAUCAAACCCCAUGUUUUUUUUUUUUAAACAUAUCUUUAUUGUUUUUUGUGUUCCAACAACAGCAACACAUUAAACAUAUGGCAGUAAUGAAAGUAAUAAUGAGAAAAAAUAAAUAAAUAAAUAAAUAAAAAUACAAAUACAAAAGGGGAAAAAAAAAAUCAAGUUAACAAAAUAAAAAGGAAUAAAUUACAUCAACAAAGUAGUGAAAGUAUACUCUUGUCAGCACCAUAAAUGUUAUUUAUUUCCCAUUGCCACCUCCGUAUCUCCAACUUUAAAAAUUUCUAGAAACAUCUUCCAAAUGACAUAAAAUUUAGAAGGCUUCCCUCUGACAAUAUAGGUCAGCUUCUCAAGAGCCAAACACGACAUUAAGUUAUUCAGCCAUUGGUUAAAAGAGGGGCAGCUAACAUUCUUCCAACAUAACGCAAUACAACGUUUGGCCUGCGGUAAACAAAGGUCAACCAUUUUCCUUUCUUUGUGAGAUAAAGGACAGUCCUCCGGAUAAAUGCCUAAAAUGCAUAGCUUAGGACAUAGAGGUACCGGGGAAGUUGUGAUGUGAGAGAUAUAGUUUAACACAGAGCUCCAAAAUUUUUGGAUUUCUUUACAUUUCCAUAAACAGUGAAACAAUGUACCCUGGUGGUUGUUACAUUUAUAACAUAGAUCAGGUACAUUAGAAUCAAAUUUAUUUAAUUGUACAGGGGAAAUAUAUGUUCGCAUUAUCCAAUUAAAUUGUAUCAUUCUCAAUCGAGUGUUGAUGGUUAGAGUAUGUGUUUUUAAACAUAUAUUACUCCAUUCACGGGUGAAAUGUCCUCUUCUAAGUCAUAUAUCCACUCCCGUCUCUUACUGUCCGAGUUUUCCUUAUGGUUUUCAACCAGCAUAUUAUAAAACCGGGAAACCAAUCUUUUCCCAAAACAGUCUUUUAUGACAUGUGUUUCUAAGGUGGAUAAUGGAGGUUGUUGUACUGAAUUGUUUAAGUGAGACAAAAUAAAACGUAGAAGUUGUAAAUACUUAAAGAAAUGUUUUUGCGGUAUAUCAAACUUUGCCUUUAACUCACUGAAUGACAUUAGAGUAUAAUCCUCAUAUAUAUCCUGCACUUUUACUAUACCCUUGUUCAGCCAUGUUUUAAAGCCCAUGUCGUUCUUUGCCGGGGCAAAGUGAUCAUUACCCCAGAUCUGGGCAAAACAGGACAACUUUGGAGAGUCACAUAAUAAUUUUUGUACUACAUGCCAAACAACAAUGGUGUUUUUUGAAAAAGGAUUAGUAGUAACUUUCUUUAAUGUUUUAAAGGAUGCUGAGUAUAAAUAGCUGUUCAAUGGUAAACCUUUUGAGGAUUGUUUUUCAAUUUCUAACCAGGGCAUGACAACAUCUUUAGAAAACCAGAACAUUGUGGCCCUCAACUGUGCAGCCCAAUAAUACCGUUCUAGAUUAGGCAGUUGUAGCCCCCCCCCCCCCAUCGUAAGGUAGAUGUAAGAGGGAGAGUCUGAGUCUUGGCUUCCUAUUGUUCCAAAUGAAAUUGGAAAGAAGCUUUUUGGUCUUGGGGAAAAAAAGAAGGAGGAGGGGCUAGUGGAAUUGAUUGAAAAAUAAAUAGAAAUUUAGGUAACAUAGUCGUUUUUAUUAAAGGGGACCUGCCACCAAAAUUUCAUACCCAUUUUUAUCAAUUUUUCAUAAUCCUUGAUGUCCUCUGAUCAUGUUUGCAACAUAAUUUUAGCUGAAAAGUUAUUUGAUGGUUUGUUUUAGUAUGCCUAAAAAACCUUACAGGAAAACCAACUGGUUUUGGCUCAUUAACAUUUAUGGUAAUGAGCUUUGCUCUGAUUGGAUCGCUGCUGUGAAGCCUGCUGUGCUCUGAUUGGCUCAGCAGUGGAGGUUCGGAUUUCGGUUUAUCCACUGUUAUUAUGCUAAUGCUAAUAGCAUAUGCUAAUGUGUGCUAAAGUAAGGUGCCCAGAUGUCUGUAAUGAUAUCCGGGGAUAUUCGGUGCGGCGGCGGUGGUGCAGGGGCUGCAGGGGCUGUGUGAUCACAGACAAAGUCUCAGUACUAUUUAGUAGCAGCGCAUGCCCCUUGUAAUAACCCCCGUAAGAACUGUUGUUCAGGACUGCUAACUAAAUUCGGCUACUGUAAUAACUGUAAUGCUCUCAUUAAUGAAACGCUUAAAUCGGGGACAUUUUCGGGGACAGCUUUUGCCGGGGACAGAUCAUCCAAUACGGGGACUGUCCCCGGAAAUCAGGGACGUCUGGUCACCUUAUGCUAAAGGCUAAAAACGGCAGGUAUUAAACCAUAUAUUUUAGACCCCGAGUCCGAAGAGGAGGUGGAAGUUGAGGAAGAAGCCGGAGAUCUCCAGCGGUGUUUUCUCAUUCAUUCUGCCCGGCUUUAAGUUCAUUUUCCCGGCAGUGAACUGAAGGAAACACCGAUCGUUUGGAAGAGACCCAUAGCGGAUACAGCGGUAGCUGGGUCUCGCUCUGGCUGUGACUGAGUACGAGAACGAGAGAGUGGGCACGGCUCACCGAGGACGCGCUCGUGAAUAAUAAUGAGCAAGGUCGGCGCAACGUAACACCGACGGGCUUUUUCAUUUGGCCUGGUUUACUCGUUCCUUGAUUUUAAACCUUUAUAGAAUGCAAACGACGUAACGGUUUGUUUUCACAUGUACAACAUAAGACGAACAUAAUAUGGACCUUAUAUGACACAAAAAACCCCAAAAAUUACAUUUUUAUGGCAGGUCCCCUUUAAGUUUAUUCUUCCCAAAAUAGAGAGAGGUAGCGUUGUCCAUCUCGUGAUUUCUUCUGACACGCUAAGUAACAAAGGCUCAUAAUUGGCUGAGCUGAGAUUAUUAAUUUUUGGGGUUAUUUUGACCCCCAAGUACAUAAAUCCCUCAGUGGCAUUCAUAAAUGGAUGUGAUAGUAAAGGUUUCUUCCUUUCGUUUUCAUUUAGAAACAUUAUAGAUGACUUUUCUUUGUUCACUUUAAACCCGGAUAUACUUCCAAAUUGAUUAAACAGCUCCAAGAGAGAUGGUAUCGAUUCUGCCAGUUGUGAUAAGAAUACAAUAGUAUCAUUAGCGUACAUCGCUGUAUUGUGUUCUAAAUCUCCGGUCUCAAUACCAUGAAUUAAGGGAUGAGAUCUGAUCGCUAUUGCUAAUGCAGGGUUUUUCCUGGCUCAAAUUGAGGCAGAGGUGGCACCAUCCUGACCAUGCGCCACGACGUGCAUGUAUUUGUAAAUUCAACCGAUUCACUUUCUUUUACAGGCAACAUACUUUAAGUUAAGAGUUCAAAAAAGAGUGUGACCAUUAUUAUGUUAAAGCAUUCAUUUAUUAAAACUAUAUACAUACACAAAUCAGCUGGCAACUUUAAAUUGAAAGUACACUUCAUCCACACAUCUCGCAACCAGACAGAACAUUUCAGCCUCCUCUUUUUCAUUCUGUAGAACCUCCUCAUGCACUCCUUGUAGUCCAAGGCCUCCUGGUCUGGUCCAUCAACGGCCACCUUACAACAGACAUCCAAGUGCCUCUCCUUCAGUCUGUUCCGCAGAGGUGUCUUCACCUUAAACAAAACCAUUCAUCAUGCAUUAAGUAUUUUGGUUUUUAUUCUGAUACAGACAUGAAGAGUGAUAGUGUUUUCAAUCAUAUAUAUGUAUACGCUGCAGUGUCCUCCCUAAAAAAAAAAACGACAACCAAUUAUUUCUUAAACUAUCUAAACUAUGUUAUUUAUUUUUUGUAACUUUAUUAGUUAAGUUUUUUUAGGUACUACCAUCUUUAAUAUAUUUCUCCUUCUCUUCUGCUGCUUUGUGAAUGGCUGUCACCUCGUCUUUUUAAUGUGUCCAGCCUGUAGUUGGUUGAUGGCUGUCUCACUAAGGAGGCAGCGAUUGCCUGCUGCGUUGGGGCACAGUGCUUUUGGCAUAAAUAGCAGUGCAUGCCUUCCUCAGUAUGCCUGAGCCAGGUAAAUUGAUUGAGCCAUUGCUUGUCAAAGCCACUGGCUCUGUGUUUUUGAGAAGAUCUGGAAAGAGGAAUAAAAACCACGUACACGUCGGCUUUGCGUUGUUAUGCUCCUAAUUGGAAACUAAUUAAUUAAUUACCCUCGCCUCGCCGACUCGUCCUGUCCUGCAUUCUGACCCUCGCGAUCACCAGUCCCUUGUGAAGUACUUUCAGACCUGACACAAAUGUCCACGUUGUCACCAACAUGAAUUAUAGCAUUUUAACUGCCUGUUACGUUUUUUCUCUGCUGUGUUUCACCUGGACUCUUGACUUUCCUCCUCGCGAGGUCGCUUUUUAAAGUACUGGCUGAUUUUGCCUGUCAUAACUGCAACGCUAAAAACGGAGUAAACUUUUUUUUUAAAUAAACACGACAUGCUUGGAUGCAAAAAAGAGAAGCAGUAUUUACCUGUUUGUACCAUCCGCCAGGGAAAAUCAGGACGCCGAUAGCACCAACCAGAGUGGUCGAUUAAACAUUGUUUAAUCGACCACUCUGGCACCAACUAGCGGGAAAAAAACUUGAAAAAACAUGAUUCGAUCCGUUUCUUCUUCGGUAGAUGCUUCAGGUCUUUCCGGUGCACUGCUGUUGAUAUAGCGCCUCUAUAGUGGCGCAACGCUGCAACUGCAGUUAAAAUACGUUGCUGCUGCAUCAGGACAUCAAUCGCUCAAUCAACACAGCUGGAGCUUUACGCUGUGUUGAGCGAAAUCAAUUGCUCUGGCUGGGGGCGGCACAAAAUUAGGUGGAGGCGGCCGCCACGUAAUUUUGAACGCAGGAAAAACCCUGGCUAAUGGUUCCAUGGCUAUUACAAAAAGAAGAGGGGAAAUUGGUGACCCUUGCCUAGUGCCCCGAAAUAACUCAAAAGGCUUUGAGGUGAGAUUAUUGGUAGAUACCAUUGCAGAGGAAUCAACAAAUAAAAUUUCGACCAAUCGACGACAGUGAUCCCCAAAUCCAAAUUGUCUAAGCACCUCGAGUAGAUAGGGCCAUUCGACUUGGUCGAACGCUUUUUCGGCGUCAAGUGAUAAAAUUGCAGUGUCAGGGGAUUCUUCACAUUCAUGAAUUAUGUUAAGAACUCUCCUCACACUGUGGAACCCCUGCCGCUUUUGCACAAAGCCAUUCUGGUCUCCAUGUAUAAUGGCUGGUAGAACCCUCUCGAGUCUCAUGGCUAGAACCUUAGCUAUAAUCUUCGCAUCAGAAUUUAAAAGUGAAAUGGGUCUGUAAGAGGCACUUUCGGUUGGCACUUUCCCUGGUUUUAGAAUAGAAAAUAGAAAAUAAACAUCCAAUAAUGGGGCAAUUAAUUUUGUUUUAAACAAUUUGUAAAUAUCUAUUGGAAGCCCAUCUGGACAUGAAGCUUUACCUCCUCUCAUGUUUGUAAUGGCGUUGGAGAUGUCAUUUAAAUUUAUUUCUCUCUCCAGUUCAGUUUUUGUACCUUCAGAGAUACAGGGAAUGACCAAACCAUCUAGGAAAUUACUUUGGUUUACCAGGUCUGGAGGGCUGUCAGAAUUAUAAAGGGUUUUAUAAUAUGAGACAAAGGUGUUAUUAAUUUCUGUGGGAUCUGUAGAUAGGUCUCCUUGUUUGUUCCUAAUUAUGUUGAUUGCUCUGUCGGAUUCAAGUUUCUUAAUCUGCCAAGCUAGCAGUUUACCCGGCUUCUCACCCUGAUCAUAAAAGGAUUGUUUCAGUCUUAUUAUACCAUCUUCAGCCUUAAGCAAGGAGAGCUCCUCAUAUUUUGCUUUAAGGGUCAGUAGUUCCUGUUUUUUUUGUGUUGAAUCAUCUAUGCUAACCUCUCUCUCUAAUUCUCUAAUUUUAGAGUCCAAUUCAAUCAUAGUCUGUUUGAAUUUGUUGAAUUUAGAACUGGUGUAACUUAUCAUUUGCCCUCUAAUAUAUGCUUUAAAAGCUUCCCAUCUAAUUGCUGCAGUUGUUUGAUUUGUGUUUAUAGAGAAGUAGAGAUCAAUAUGUUCUCCUACAAAUUUUAUAAAUCCAGAAUUCUGCAGCCAUUUGGGAUGUAAUCGCCGAUUGGUCGAAUGUCUGAACCCUUGAUCGAUGUUGUAAAAGAGAGAGGUGGGGGCAUGAUCAGAUAAAACAAUACUAUCAUAUACACAAUUAGUUAUACUGGGUAGCAGAGAUGAGGAAAUCAAACAAUAAUCUAUUCGGGAGUGGGUUUUAAAUACUGCAGAAUAGCACGAGUAUUCCUGUUAGGUCUAAAACCUGCAACAUUUACCUGAUAACAUAUAAAGAAGAGAAAGACAAUGGUAUAUACUCGAGGAGAAUGGACCGAGAUAGCUUCAGGUACCAUCUCGAAACCACUCUGAAAGGUAUUUCCGCCCAGUCUCUUUUAUUUAGGGUUGUCCCUGGUCACACAAUGUUUCUAAAGGGUGGGGAAAAAUAUGUGUAGCAACGUAAGCACUCUCAUAAAGCAUAAUAAUGAACAACUUGUGAAUAUGUGAAGGUCAAGGUGGCAUCUAACGAGCUCCUUCUGAUAAGCGUGUCCUCCCCUUAUUUCCUUCCCACGAUUCAUAGUGGAGGAUACAUCACACACGCCUGCUGAUAGGAGAAACGAGUUCACAGAGAAGUUAAGAAACAUUCAUGUGCUGUGUAAUUAAGCUAUUGGAGAGAGAAGUUAGAAAACACUCUUAUAUGAUAAAAAUACUCUUAUAUGAUGUAUAAAAAGAGGUCAAAGGAGUUUAUACUUGUAGUAUAAAUUCUUACAUAAGAAUAUGAGGAAUAAUGAUAACUUCUAUAUACAUUUAUGCACAUUAUUCUAACAAUUCCCUUUUGUUGGGGUUUUGAGCUCUCCAAGGAUCACAUAGGUUCAGAUCUUUCAUAUAUUGUUGAAUUUUCUCUCUUGUUUGGGAAUGGGAUGUAUCUAUCCCUGCUGAGCGAUCUAGUUUUGGGUCUAAAGCACAGUUUAAGUCACCUGCCAAUAUUAACUUACCAGGGAGGGUGGCCAGCAAUAAAAAUAAGUUUUCAAAAAAUGAUGGGUUAUCAUCAUUGGGGCCAUAUAUAUUAACCAAAUUAAUGGUUUCUCUCAGGAGAGUUCUCUGAACCACCAAAAAUCUACCAUUUUUGUCAUGAAUAGUGUAAUUUAUUUGAAGAGGCACCGAGUUAUGAAUUAACACCAUCACCCCUCUUGAAUGAGAAGGGAAACAGGAUGCUAGUACUUUGCCUGGCCAUCUCCUACGUAUUUUAACCAAGUCUUCUCUGAGUAAAUGAGUCUCCUGAAUAAACACUAUUGAUGACUUAAGUUGUUUCACCCUGGUAAUCACCUGUUUUAAUUUAGUCAACUUUACCAUCCCUCUAACAUUCCAUGAAGUAAAUUUAAAAUUCUUGUUUGAGGUCAUCUAAUUUCAAUACUGUUUGAUAUUUUGGGAGUGUACAAGAGAAGAAAAAAAACCACACACUCGCUCUGCCAUGAACAAAAACCCUUAGCUGUCAACCUGAACAAGACAGCCCCAUGUCUUUUCCCAUCCUCCCCCUGACCUCGGGGUGCAGUUAAAUGCACACACUGAUCCAGUGUAAACAAGGGAGCAGUUAAACCAAACCAUGCAGUCAUUAUAACAGACCUACCAAAACUUGCAGGACAAUUGUGUCUCCUGGCAAAAAAAAAAAAAAAAAAAAAAAAAAAAGGAAUCUACACAAACAAGUAUAUAUGAAAUGUUCAUAACAGUUUUUCUUGCAGCUUCACCCACAUUUAGGAAAGCUGACAGCUUACUGAAUAACCACUUUAAAUGUGAAAACAAAAGGAAUGAAAGCCCACUUCAGUAAAAAAAAGGGCGCGUGGCAGUCUCUGUACAUAAAACGUACAUGAAAAGCCCAUCUACAUCUGCGGAGAUUGACGAAAUAUUACAAUUAUGUAAACAAAACAGAAAAGUCUCUGCAGAAGAAAAAGAGAGAAAAAUCUUUCACAUGUGGGUAACUGGCCCAUAAUCUAUCAAUAUCAAACUAUAGCUGUUAUAGGUGGAUAGUAAUGAGUCCAACGGUUCAUUUAAUUAACCUGUCAGUCUUCAGUGUUCUGUAACCCUUGAACGAACUUUUCAGCUUCAGCUGGGGAUUCAAACUCACGUGUUUGUCCAUCAGACGACACUUGUAGCUUGGCUGGGUAGAUUAUUCCGUAAAGAAUGUUCAUUGAUCUCAGCUGUUGUUUUACCCGGUCGAAACCCCUCCUGCGCCGGUGGAGCUCCGUCGAGAUAUCGGGGAAGAACAUGACCUCUUGGCCAGCAUAGAUAACUUUGCCUUUGGCCCUGGAAGUUCGCAUCACUCGGACUUUAUCCUGGAAGUUUAAAAACUUCACGAUGAUGACUCUCGGUGUGGUUGAACAGUUCGGUUGCAUCCAGCCGGGUAACCUGUGAGCUCUUUCAAUGAGAGGUGGACUCGGGAAUGUUGCUGGUCCCAGCACUUCGGGGAGCCAUUUCUCCAGGAAAGCAACUGUGUCGUUUCCUUCCGCCUUCUCUGGCACGUUAACUAUCCGUAGGUUGGAGCGACGAGAGCGGUUUUCGAGGUCGUCAAGUUUGUUCGUUAGGAGAGUCACUUGUUUGGCUAGCGCGUCUGCCUUGCCUUUCUCUGAGUUAACUGUGUCCUCUACAGUGCUAAUGCGCACUUCUGCUUCAUCCAUGCGCGCCGAGAAGUCCUGCAUGUCUCUUUUAACAUCUUGGAUGGCUUUCAGCACCACAUCAAACUUAGUGGAAAAGUCAUUUCUGAUCUGGUCGAGUAUCUGAAUGACGUCCAUGUUUUGAGCUGAUCUAGAGUCCACGUUGUCCUCACGAGGCAGUGGCAAGAGGCUAGCAUCACACUCUGAGUUAGCUAGGCUAUUAGCAUCUGAGACGUCGUCUUCUUCACACUGAGAAAAGUUUGAUUUAGAUUUGAUUUUCUUCGGCAUUGUCGCGGGUAUGCAGUUAAGUCGCCGCGAGUGAAAGUUGCACUGUUUGUGCAGUAAAAGGAGAGUUUACAGGAUUUUACUGAAAAAUCGCCAGGAGCUCACAAAAACGCAGGUGUUCAGUUCAGCGCCAUAACCACGCCCCCAAAACCCCAUGUUUUGAUAUAUAAGUAAGGCCGCAGGGCUUUAAGGAACAGACUUGACACAGGUGCUUUUUCAGGGGGGUGCAGAAUAAUCAGAUGCCAUUCACUUUACCUUUAAGAGUGGCCUUUAUUGUGGCUAGUCCAAGGCACACCUGUGCAAUAAUCAUGCUGUCUCAUCAGCAUCUUGAUAUGCCAAGUGUUCACUGACACAGAUUUAGACAAAUUUGUCAACAAUGUUUGAGAGAAAUAGGUCAGUGAUGUAGUCUGUGGUAUACAGCGUAUUCCUACUUAUUUUUCAGUCAGCAUUGUGUAUACACACUUCUAAAUCCCCCCUGAUGUGCACUCAUUCUGUGUGUGUGCCAGAAUGCCAAUUUUUUCCUCAAGGGUGGUGAAGCCAUGACCCACCCUCCUCUGCCUCUAACUGGCUGGUACUCGCUGCCUUCACUAAUUAGAUUGGUUAACUUUAGGGAUGAGGACUGAUGAGCCAAUCAGAGGCAGAGUAGGGCGGGUCAUGCUGCAAAAAAUAUUCUGAACACCUCAGUGCCACUCCAGUUGAUUGACAGGUCACUGCAGGUCUCCUUGAAAGAUGUGCGGAAAUGCAAGAAAGGCAGAAUAAACGUCUUUCAAGUGAGUGGCAUGUAUCGAGAGAACCUACUUUCAUGUAAGACAUAAUUCUGAUGUUUCCUCAGUAGUGCUCUAAGUUUUAAGGUGGUUUCCAAAUGAAUCAUCAUUUUAAACUACUGGCAAUAUGGCAGCACAUUUCGAGGAAAAGAUAUUUUGUCACCAGGAGUUAAACUGUGCCUGUUCGCUAAAGUUAUGAAAGGCUAACGUUAUCCUAACAUAAGCCUGAAGCGUCAUUGUUGAUUUUCAGUAAGUGUAAACACUUACUGAAAAUCAACAAUGACGCGGUUUCCCCUCCUGGGUUAUCAACCCAGUUUACAAGAAUUUCAUACCAGACUGUAAUGUUAGAUGAAACUGUAAUAAAUGCCCAGAGAUUAUCUUAAUGUCUGUUAGGCUUGUUUAUUGUAAACGUCUCAAUUAUAACAUUAGCCAAGUUAAUUAGCCCUAACUAACCUGCAUGAUCUAGUUUAAUUUUAUAGUAGCUAGGCUGGUAGUUGAUUUUAAACUAAGUUGAAACACAAGAAUGGGGACAAAUAGUUUAAAACUAGGCCUGAAACAAUAUUAAGGUCUAACCAGGCUGUCUUGUUUUGUAUAUUUCAAGACACCAAUAUGAGAAAUUUGAGUUUUUUUUCAUCUGCCGCUUUUGACACCAUUGACCACGCCAUCCUCCUGUCCCGCCUACACUCCCUCCUCAAUAUCACAGACACUGCUCUCAACUGGAUCCACUCAUAUCUCACAGACCGGAAUUACUUCAUCCACAUCAACAACUGCUCCUCCACAACUGCCCCCGUGUCCCAAGGUGUCCCCCAGGGUUCGGUGCUUGGUCCUCUCCUCUUCAUCAUCUACCUCCUCCCUCUUGGCCACAUCCUCCGUCAACACAAUCUCCAUUUCCACUGCUAUGCUGAUGACAUUCAAUUGUACAUCUCUUCCACCGCCAUCACCCUCCAGACCCAACGCUCCCUCUCAAACUGCCUCACUGAUGUCAAACAACCUUCUAAAGCUCAACUACGACAAAACAGAUCUCCUCAUCAUCGGUCCAAAAUCCCUCACCUCCACAGUCACAGACUUUCAUCUCUCCAUUAACAACUCCACCCUCUCCCCCUCCCCCCACUGUCGCAACCUUGGUAUUCUUUUUGACAGCAACCUCUCCUUCACACAGCAUGUAAAGCAAAUCACCAAAACAGCCUACUACCACCUCAAAAACAUUGCCCGCCUCCACUUCAGCUCAUCCAGAACUCUGCCGCCCGCCUCCUCACCCAUGCACGCUCCCACCAACACAUCACCCCCGUCCUCCAGAACCUUCACUGGCUCCCCAUCCCCCAUUGCAUUCAGUACAAAAUCCUCCUUCUCACCCACAAAGCGCUCCACAACCAGGCCCCCCCCUACUUGCAAGAUCUUCUCCACCCCUACAUCCCCCCCCCGCACCCUCCGCUCCACCAACGCCAACCUCCUCACAGUUCCCUCGACCAAGCACCGAACCUGGGGGGACAGAGCAUUCUCAGUCGCCGCCCCCACAGCGUCUUUGAGUUUGUGAAAAGCGCUUUACAAAUAAAAUGUACUAUUAUUAUUAUUAUCUGAAAAUCAUGUAAAAAUAUUAAUGAGGAAUCAGAGAAGAAGUAUAGUCUGAAAAAAGUGCAUAAUACCCCCUCUUCAAUGACUGACUGUGUAAUAGAGCAUCAAAACACACUCCUACAUCUCAGACAACUGAUAAAACAUCCGCGGCAUCAUACUACAGAUAUCCAUUGAUCGGAGUUUUCUCGGGCAAAAGAGGCGGCUCUGCCCCUUUUUGUCGAUGAAGUCUAUGUCUUUAGACCAGUCCAACUUGUUAUCCAAAUGUACACCUAGGUAUUUAUAAGAUGUCACCACUUCGAUGUCCACUCCACAGGUGUUCACAGGCUGAAGAGGGGGUUUGGAUCUGCGGAAGUCUAUAACCAUUUCUUUUGUAUUUGAGGUGUCGAGUAGGAGGCAGUUUUUGUGACUCCAGUCUCUGUAUUCAGCCUCUUGUUCAUUUAUGAUACUUGCCACAAUAGCUGUGUCAUCUAUUUCUGGAUGUGGCAGGACUCAGUGCUGUAUUUGAAGUCUGACGUAUACAGUGUGAGCAGAAUGGAGCCAGAACUGUCCCUUGUGGAGCCCCUGUACUGCUCAUUAAUGUCCCAGAAACACAGUUUCCCAGUCUGACAAACUGUGCCUUCCUGUCAGGUAAUCUGCGAUUCAGGAAACACAGGCAGGAUCCACUCCCAUCUCUGUGAGCUUGUCUUUGAGUAUGGUGGGUUGGAUGGUGUUGAAUGCACUUGAAAAGUCAAAGAAUAUGAUCCUCACAUAAACCCCAGGUUCCUCCAGAUAAGACAGGGCACAGUGUUUUUUUCAGACAUCUUGCGAUGCAUACUUAGGCACAUCAUCAGUGAUGUAACCCAGGGCCCUGUGUGUUUCGGGUCUUUCAACAUCAUACUCCUAAGUAGCUUUAGUAGUCCAUGGUUCACCCCGCUUGAUCCACAGCCAUCUUGAUGCCCUCUCUGUGGCAUCUGAUAUGGCCUUGAUGGUUCUCCUGCUGUGCAGUCCUCUCACUCCCAGCCUCUUCAGUGCCCUACAGAAAGACUGGCCCCGCGAAGCCCCUACACCCCCCUUCAAUGGGGUCACACCAGGUCUUCCAACCAUUCUGUCGGCACUUGCUUGCCAGCUCCUCAUAUUUGGCCCUCUUCCUUUCAAAGGCCUCCCCUAUCCGGUCUUCCCAAGGAACAGUCAACUCCAACAUUACCGCCUGUCUGGAUCUUUCUGACACCUGCACUAUGCCUGAAGGGACCCUAUAUGUACUGUUGAUGAAGUUAGGUGCUGUUCUGAGCAUUAUUUGUGGCUAUAGAGUGGCCUUUUGGUUUAGGUGUGCGUGUGGAGCCGUAGACCGCUGUGUAUUGCUAUCGUGUGGUCUUUACUAAAAUUGGUAUAACUAGAGAAGCAAGCAGUCAGCAACAUUCAUCUCUUGAGGGGGUGUCUAAGUCGAUGUUGCGCGUGUUUGAACCUAAAUUAAUUGUAUGCCAGAAUAUCCCCUUGAGAUGCCGUAUGCUGCUUGUAAUGUGUGUUUAGUCAUGUUAAAUACAAUAGUGAGUCAGGGACAAGUGGUCUUAAGAGGCACACUUGCAAGGCAAAUCCCAGGAAAGAGGCAAUGUGUGAGGUAGACAUGGUGUGACACGGUGUUUUCUUUUUUUUUUUUUUUUUUUUUUUUAAUGCUGUAACUGAGCUCCAAAAGGGCUAGAAAUGGACUUAGCAGCUGUUCAUCCAUAGAAAAUCUAUAGGGACCACAGGCCAUGUAUUAUUUAUGUUUUGUGCCCUUUAGUGAAGGUUUUUGUUUGGAUGGAGGCAAUAAAUUCACCUGUUCCUGUUGCCAUAAAUUAUAAAAAUAAAACUGUAAAACUCAAGGUAAUCUAAAAAAAGAAUGGAAAGAAAAAUUAAACCAAAUUCAAUGUAUUGCCGAAAAACUGAACAAAGUAAAAUAAUAAUAAUAAUAAUAAUAAUAAUAAUAAUUGUUAUUAUUAUUAUUAUUAUUAUUAUUAUUAUUAUUAUUAUUAUCAUUAUCAUUAUAUAUAAUAUUAUUACUACUACUACUACUACUACUACUAAUAAUAAUAAUAAUAAUAAUAAUUAUUAUUAUUGUUAUUAUUAACAAUGAUAAUAAUAAUGGGAGUCAUUUCACCAGGAGUCGGAUGGGACAGGAUUUUUUUUUUUAAUUUGCUCAGAAUUGGUAUGGGACUGGAUUUCUUUUCUUUUUUUCUGUGGGAGUGGGGUCGGACUGGAGUGAAAAUCCACUCCUGUGUCACUCUCUUGUCUCUACAGAAGCUGAUCUAUUUGGUAAAGCAGUCAACCUGUCCGUCAAUGUUCAUACUGUCCUCAUCGUUGCACACUGUCACAAAAAAGUUCCCUGAAUCACAUCUGAGCAGAAUACCAGAUGUUGCUGAAUAUUAUUUUCUAUUUCAUUUCCAGGAUUUCUUUGGCAAGUCUGACCCUUUCCUGGAGUUUUACAGGCAGACAGAAACUGGAUGGCAGCUGGCACAUAGGACAGAGGUACAAACAUGCAACCCCAUUUCUGUCAAAGUUGGGAACAUGCGCAGUGUUGAUUUAAAACCAAAUUUGCUAGUUUACAAAGCAUUUAAACCCUGAGAUAUUGAAACUUUUGAGAGUUUGAACUCUGUUGUGAAAAAAUAUACUCAUUUUAAAAUUUAUGCCAGUGAAGUAACAUGUAAAACUGAUUUAACUGUUUGAAGUUUGUGUUGUUCAUUUCAACCAGGUGGUGAAAAACAACCUCAACCCAAUAUGGAGGCCGUUCCGUAUCCCGCUGCAGUUACUUUGUGGAAGUGAUGUGGAGAAACCCAUAAAGGUACAGCUCUUAUACUGUCUGUCUCUCUGCAAGGCUCCUCUUUGGAGGAAGUUAUGAAAUCUACAGCUGUUGUUACUCUGUUGGUGAUUGCUGAAUCCUGUAAAGCCCUUACUAUCAACUUCUGGUUUUGGUAGUAAUGUUAAGUAGCUGUAGAACAUAUUUGUACUUAUAAUGUCAACCUUCCAUUGAGUAGUGGAUGCGUCAAAGGAAAAAUUUCUAGAGUUGCUUUCUCUGAAGUGAAACAAAGAAUGUGUUAGAUUUAAUGAAACUGAUUUAAGGACAUAAAUAAAGGAUACGUUUCUGAUGAUUUUGAUACAGAAGUGUGUAUUAGCUUUAGUUCAUGUAUGUUGUGUUUUUUUUUUGUAUUGUUUUUGUUUCUAACCCUGUAAAUGCACUCUAAUGGGGAAGAGAUACUUCUAAGUCCACAGAGCAAGUGAGUUUUCUGUCCGCACCGUCAGCGCUCUCCUGUAGGAUGCAGUGCUUCUCAGAGAACAAGCCCAAUCCUAGUUGCAUCUAUAUCUAAAAGGAUUAUGUUGCAAAUUGAAGGGAUUUUGGCACAUUGGUUAACUUAUCUGUGUUUGUAUACUUUGUGUCUGAGUAAUUAGAGUCUAUGAUGUAGCCAUGAGCAUUAAAAAAAGGAAUUUCACUCAUUUUUCCAUUUACACCUGUAUAAUAAGCCUGUUUAUGAGAAGGACUACAGUGUUAGGCUACAGUGUUGUUCACAAUGAGUCCAGCUACAUUAGUAACUUUCCCUGAAUCACUCCAGCCAGCAUUUUUUUUAUUUUUCUCCAUGUAGGUUAAGCUUACUUUAGUAUUACCUGUAGGUAAAUAUUUUGCAGUUUGACAUUCAAUUACAAACGAAAGAACAAUUAAAAAACUUUAGAAUAGGUGUUAUGUGGGCUCUCUUUCAAGUCUUCAUCAGCAUCCUUGCAGCCGAGCUUUGCAGCAGUUGAAGCUGGAGAUGCUCUUUUUUUACGGACACCAGUCAGAAGAGUGUUACAGUCGUAGGGAUAAAAGAAUAAAAUAAUAAUAACUUCUUUAUAUAUCAUCUUUAAAAACAGAUGUUUACAAAGUGCUUUAACAGAUAAAACUAACAAAGGCAACAAAAGUCAAGACUACUGGAUGGACUAGUGUCUGCAAAAGAAAAAUUGUCACACUGGAGCAAUGGGUCUCAGUUGAUAAUAUGCUUUUUAAAUGACUCUUCAGGGGUUGGCAUUAAGAUUAAGUUGUCACUGGUCUGAGUGACAAAUCAAGUUCACUGGCCCCACCACUUUGACCAUUGGUCCAGGAAAAAUAUUUUUGAUUCAAUUUUCAUUUUAUAUUUAACUCUUAAACCUUGUUAUGCUAAUAUGAUGUAAACAGGCCUAUAUACAGGCAAUACUAAGUUAUCUCCUUAUGCUAAUAAAAAGCAGAUCUCCUGAUUUAUUUACACAUCAGAAGAGACUACAAAUUCAUUCCUAUGAACAAACUACCUCACUUUCUAUACCCAAUUUACUUGUCUGCAUAUGUGGGCAUUGAUCGGCAGAUUUGGCAAAAGUAGGAAUGGGCAGGAUUAAUCGAUUAAUUGAUCAUUAAGAAUUACGUUGAUCACAUAAAUUUUUGGAUUGAUGUAACUUAUUAAAAAGGGCUGAGAGCGUGUGUUCAUCCUCCAGCUGCUUCCAGCAAAGAUCAACCUCUGCUGAUCAAGGAAUUUCCAGUCCAGAAUUUCCUCUUCCACUUUUUCUCAUACUCUGUCACUCUCCCUCAGCUGCUUUGCUGAUUUUCUUUUGUUUUGACUGGAAACAGGCAGUUUUAAAAGCAUUUUAUCAAAUGUACAAGAAAAAGCCUCUAUCACAAUCUGUCUUCUGUCAGGCGUCAAAUCUGAUGUUUUUGUGCGCUGGUGGAAGUGACACCAGCACAGCUGUCUGCAACAGUACCUGUCAUUCACUUUGUGCACGCGCGCUAUAGCAGUCACUAACACCAUGAUCUGGCUUUCAUAUGAAAAUGAUGUGAGGCAUUAUUGUAACUGGCCCGACUGGACCAGUUGGAGUCUGCAGAGCCUUUCAGGUGCACAGCCAGGCCAGAGAUAUGUCGAGCCCAGCUCUUUAAUAUGUGGCUCAAGGCUAAGGUCAUAUUUUAAUACCACUCCAAGAUUUUUGGCCUGCUGACAUUGGUUUAAAGAAAGUGCUUUAAGUUUUGCACCCAGUUUUUCUCUCUUUAUACCAGUACCAGUGACUAAAACCUGAGUUUUGUCUGGGUUAAGCUGUGAAAAGUUCUCUAUCAUCCUUGACUUGAUAUCUAAAAUACUGUUAAAAAGGGUAUCAACGGGCCCUGGGUCGUCAGGAGACUAGACUUUCUGCGGUAUACCGUAUACACCGUCAUCACGAUGAAAUAAAGUCAUGGUGGCGACACCGUGAGAUUGCUGAGCUCACGGUGACGUAAUUUCAAUAUUAUGUAGCGCCGCCGGCGCGUAAAGCGCACGUUACGCCUCAACACAAGCGCGACUUGCCAUAAUUAAGAUAUCACUUCACGUUCACAUUAACAUUAGUGGUCAGUCUGGGCCACAGUAAGACAGCAGCACCAAAAUAUUGAAUCAUUUCCUACCUGUGUGAUGCUGCAAUGUGCUGGAAAAAACACAAUCUUAUAUUCCAUUAGUUCUGGGCAGGCUGCCAUGCCCAUGAUGAUGUGCUGCCCCCCAUAAAUGGUUUAGUCCAACAAUCAAGCACCCCCCCCCCGGAAAGGUAGUUUUGGUAUAAAACACACCUAAAGCGACGCCCCGCCAUAUCCACAUGAUCCAUUCCAGGAAGCGUGCACAAAGCAUGGCAUGAUGAUGGCAGACUCCUCCGAACCAGAGGCACAGAUAAUAUGCUCGAGCCCGGGCUUUAAAGUUUUUUUUUUUUAAUAUACCGUCACCGUGAAAUACCGAGGUGUAUGGUACUGUCACCGUCACCGUACCGUACUGCUAAAUCUCAAACCGUGGAAAGCCUACAGGAGACUGUAAUAUAAAGAUGUGUGUCAUCUGCAUAGCCAUGGAAGCAAAUAGUGUGCCUCCUGAUGACCUUUACUAGGGGUAACAUAAAAAGGUUAAAAAGCGUUGGAGCAUAGCAACUUAUUUUAUAACGUCUAAUUAAGAAUUCACUCAUCCUCACAUUAAUCCCCAGACAGUAAGAUAAGAUUGCCCAGCUCAGUAAAAGCAGUAGGAAGAAAGCUGGUUUAUACUUGUUUGUUCUGCACUUUGGUACUAAAAAUGUCAGCCAAAGGGACAAACUGAAAUCCGAGGUGUAAAGGGUGGGAGUAAUUAUUUCUCUGCUGUCUAGAGAUGGGAUUUAUGUCUCUUUGAAGGGAGCCGGAUCUUGUGGAGGCAUUCCUUUUAAAGAGCCAUUCAAAAGACUGGCUCAUUGUUACGUUUAUUUAUUUUUUAGAAGUCAACCAGAGGUAACUCAUUUUUAUCAUGGAAACAGUCACUCCAAUAUGUGUCAGAAUAAUUCAAAAUCACAUGUCCCACAGAUAUCUAUUGGUAAAAAGAUAUACUUCAUUGGUGGGAAUACCUCUGAAAUAUUGUUCAUAAUUUCAUUUGGCUUGUGUUUUCAUAACCCCAUGCUUUGACAGUGAGAUCACUAUUUUGAAUUUUUCCCUCACCUAAAAAACUUUGUGGCACAAUAAAAAUUAUGCAAGCUACAGAUUACUUCCCUGCAAAACAACUGUAAAAUUUACUACACAAGAACAUUUGAAGAAUACAGGAAAAAAGUAUAAAAAUAAUAAAUAAGAAUACAAAUAUGCAAUUAUAAAUAUGUGUUUGUAAAAAAAUAUAAAUAAAACUAGAAUGAAAGUUAGGACAUGAUUAAAAUGUUAAUGAAAAAUUGCACUACCCUACCCAGUGUUUGGGGCACACUGCUGACAUGUGAGGGCAGCGUGGCCAAUUUGCAUAUAAGAACGGCUCGCAAACUCAUUGUUAAAUGAAAAGAGCCAUUCAAACAACUGACCCAUUUACGAACUCUACAUCCCUAUGCUGUAUCUGCCUAGUAUACAGAUAUGCUGGGUAUGGCCGUGACAGCCUACUCCACCACUGAACAACAAAAUUUAAAGGACUUGUCUCUGUGAUAGUUCAGUGACCAAAACAUGACACCAGAGACAAAGACAGAGCAGACAUUUAUUUGCAUACUGAACUGCAUGAAGGAAGUAUGGUGAGUGGCUGAAACUUCUGUGUCUCUGUCCAGUAUUUCCUGUCAAACUAGGCUCAGCUAAAGAUGGUUCAGUGCUAAAACAUUUCUUUUGUGUAUUUCUUUGAUUUCAGUAUGGACAGCAAUGCAAAUAACAAAUUUUAGGCAGAGCAGACAGAUGUUAUCAAAUGGAAAAGUACAGAAAAUUUGAAGCCAUAAGAGUUGAUCCAGUUUCAGCUAACUAAUCCCUAUUUACAGGUCCCUGCAGUUUUACAGGUUAGAGUAUUCUGGUUUCUGUUUGUGCAAGUUGGAAAUAUGAGUAGUAUGGACCAAUCACUUAUCAACAAACUUACUUGCAGGUGUGGAAAACAGUCUCUAUUGAGGGCAAAAUCAGUCAGAACACAGCCUGUUCUGGAUAAAACCUGAGCCACAAAUCAGCUCAAUGCUGUGUCUUUAAAGCCAAGUGGUGUUUGUGUUUACGGUUGCUGACUUACUAAAAUGCAUCACAGAUGACAGAUCCUUCCCCCAGCAAAAAGUGAAAAAGAUGCUUUUUGAAAAAGUACGACUUAUUUUUUUUACUUUUUAUUAAUCAGCAUUAUAAUGUAAUAGCUCCUGCAAACACUUAUUAACAAUAAGAACCUUUUUUUUUUGGUGUCAAACUACUGAAGUGAGCCAGACUGAAGCCUCUGUGUAUUUUGUAGUCUUGUAGCCAGACAAGACAGGUUUACUUUGUGGACAUUUUUGAGGGUUUGAGUUCGCUCUGUUGUACACAUGUUCAUUUUUCAUGUCGCCAGUUGUACUGCAAAUAAUGCAGCAUAGGGAAAAGGAAGUCUUGGCUGGAAGUUCAUCAUCACUAAGCCAGUGGCUUUAAAGAUCACACUACAAUUUACGAAAAAAGUUGAGUUAUUGUAAAUUAAUCAUAAUAUAACCAAGAUGCAUUUAUAAUCACUUUAAAUUCAUUUAGUUUUGAGCACAAAAUAUAAAAAUAAAUGUGUCCUAUCAUUGUAAUCAAGGCUGGUUACAGAUUUAGAUACAGUUUUAACAGUAUCAUAGAAGGCCAAGACAAACUCAGGUGGGCUUUAAGAGUAGAUUAAAUCUGUAAAUCUUUCUCUGUCACUGAUAGUAGCCUUAACUUUCAAAUGUUCUUUAACUAGGUAAUCUAAUGUUUUAACUGGUAAGUUAACCAAUGUGACAGCCUCCCAAAAAGUGGCUCAAGUUCUUUAUUGUUUAGACUGACUGCAGCACUGCAUAGUUUGUACUGUGUGCUCCAUGAUGCCUUUUCACCUGUUUAUCUUUAUUUAUCUGUUUAUUUCUGAAGUUACAGAGAGAAUAUUCUCAUCAGGUAUCCUCUCUGAAAACAUUAGCCAGGUUGUCCUCUUAAGGCACUUGUCUUUGUGUUUCCUGUUGUUUUCUUGACAUUAGAGUGUCCUACAUUAGACAAAGCAUGUCUGAGCUUGUCUGCUUUCCUUUUUACACCAUGUUUAAUAUAAUUUUAAAUGAUGAAUAAAACAUUUAUAGCUCACAUGAGUGCAUAUUAACUGGAUUUGUUGUGUUUCUCCUGACUGUUUUUGUUUGCCAGGUGGAUUGUUUUGACUACAACAGCAGCGGAUCUCAUGACUUUAUUGGGAGCUUUGGAACUACGCUUGCACAAAUACAGCAGGCGUCUCAAACAUACGCUGUGAGCCCUUUUACUUUUUUUGUCUUUUUAUCAGUUUGACAGAUGUUCUCAUAUAUUUUCUAGGAAAGCUUACUCGGUGAAUAUGGAUGCAGAUUGAACAAUUUUAAAUGUCCCAACAAAUUUCAUUUUUUACCGUAAUCUAAUAAAAAAAAAAAAGAAAUCAAACUUCUCUUUAUUUUUUAAUCUUGAUAAAAAUGGCUUACAGCUCACAAAAAAAAUGCUAUCUGAAAACAUCAGAAUAUUUUGGAAAGGUCCAGUUUCUCAAUCACCUCAAUUCACCUGUACAUGUUUACUGAGCCUUUAUUCUCUCACUCUGAUUCAGUUCACCCACCCACAGUCAUGGCGCAAACUGCUAAAAGAUAGUUGUCCAGAAGACCCCCUUCACAAGGAGGGUCCCGGCUGUAAAGGCUGGCUGUUCACAGAGUCUGUAUGAAGCAGAUUCAUGGAAAGUUGACUGAAGAGAAAAGUGAAAGAGGAGAAGGAGACCAAAAACAGGGAUGAGAGCAGUCUGAAGAGGACUGACAAACAAAGCAGAUUUCAGAACCUAGAGGAGCUUCACAAGGACUGGACUGAGGCUGGAGUCAGAGCAUCAAGAGCCUUUAUACACAGAUGAGUCCAGGAAAUAGACUACAAGUCAAGACAUACCUGAACUGUAUACAACGUCAGAGAGUCUUGUUUUGACUUAGAAGAAAAGAACUGGGCUGGUGCUUAGAGGUCUGAAGUCCUUUUUUCGGGUGAUUUUUGCCUUUUAAUGAUAGUACAGUUGUACAGGGAGGAAUUUGGGGAGAUAGAGAGAGAGGAGGGAGGACAUGCAGCACAUGGUCAGGGCCGGACUCCCACUUGCGAUUGGUGCGGGGACCAUGGUACCCUCGUACAUGGGGCGCGCUAAAGUCCUGUUUUUAGAUCAAUUUAAAAUCUCAUUUGGAAAUCAAGGUCCUAGAGUCUGGAGGAAGAUCAGAGAGGCCCAAAAUCCAAGAUGCUUGAGGUCCAGUGUGAAGUUUCCACAGUCUGUGAUGAUAUGGAUGCAUGUCAUCUGCUGCUGCUGGUCUUUUGAAGUCCAGAGUCAAUGCAGCCUAAAGUCUACCAGGAGGUUUUAGAGACCUUCUUGCUUCCUCUGCUGAGAAGCUUUCUUGGAGAUCCAGAUUUCCUUUUCCAGCAGGACCUGGCACCUGCCUACAGCGUGAAAACUACCAGAAACUGGUUUUCUAAGUAUGUUAUUACUGGAGCAGCCAACUGGUCUGACCUGAAUCCCAUAGAGGAUCUCUGGAGGAUCAUCAGAAGAAAGAUGAGAGACACUUUGGCAACAUGAAAGAUGAGCUAAAGAGUAACCUGGACUUCAAUAAGACCCCAUCAAAGACACAGACUGAUCACCUUCAUAGAGUAGUGAUGCAAAAGGAGCCCUGACCAAGUCUUGAGAGCAUAGAUGAAGAUGUUUCUGCAUUAGAAAUCCUUUUUUGGAUCUGUGUUUUGUAAUAUCCUAAUGUUUUGAAAUUGUGGAUUUCUGUGAACUGUAAGCCUCAAUCAUCAAGAUUCAAACAAAAGAGUGGAAAUAUUCUUAUAUAAUAUAUGAUGAAUCUAGAAUAAUCUCAAUGAUUUUUUUUAAAUCUUAUUGUUUGAGCUGUGCUUGUAUGUCUGACACCUGAUUGGUGUGUUUUUGCUUAGGCGGAGUUUGAUUGCAUCAACAGCAAGAAGAAACAGAAGAAGAAAGGGUACAAAAACUCUGGUGUCAUUGUCAUUAAAAAGUGCCAGGUAUUGUGGAAUUUAACUCUUUUAUUCUUUAGAUUAUGCAGGUGCCUCACUAGAGGAUCAUUUGUCCAAUUUGGGUCCAAUUCCUUUACUUUCAAACAUUUAAGGACAUUUCUGUGGUUAAAUUCUGACCAGAAAAUGUCUAUUUCCAUCUAGUAAAUUCACCAAUUGUUGUGGAAAACCUCCAGAUGAAUCCCCCUGUACUGUUAUUCUGUAAGUGCAGCAGUUGUACACCAUAUGUUUGUAAUUCAUCAGUGAUACCAUUUUGGUCUAGCUUUUUUCUAUACUUUGUCACUAGGAAGUGGAUACACCCACCUUAAUCUAAAAAGAAAAAACUGUACAGAUAUCAAACUCUAAAUCAAGUUUUUAAUGAAACAUACUGUUGGUAAGAAAAUUCAACAAGAUAUGUAAAACCAAAAGCGGCAAGGCAGACUAGUAUGAGUAUGUAGAGGGAAGAGGUUGGUAACAGUACUGUUGAGCAUUUUAUACACCCAUGCACCCUUUUUCUAGCUGCCCCCCCCCCCCCCCAAAGGUGGUUCAAUGCAGUUAGGCCCCCCCAGAACAACCCCCCAGCACUAGUAGGCAAUGUUUAUGUGAGACCUGAGCCUGCUUUGCCUUGCAAAGAUCCUCAAUAUCUCAGCACAAUGUUUAAUAAACACAGCCUCAAAUCAUCCUCGAUUUGUGCACGAUUGCGGUAUUCCCCUCCGACCGGCCCACUUAUUCACAUUGUAAUAAACAUCAGUCUCUGUCGGGGAGAGUGGCUAAAACCUCCAGUAACACACUGAGGAUCCUUACGCACGCACGCACGCGCGCGUGCGCAGCAGCAGUGAUCAAAUGUAAAUGUAACCCAGCCCAUGUGCCACUCCACACCAGGAGACUGCGUUGUAUUGUGUUAAUGUUGGGGGUGCAGAGGAGGGACAAAUCGGACAGGGGUGGUUGUUCUAUUCAUGGCUCGGACCAAGCCGUUUAUUAGCAGGUCAGUUCAAGGUCAGUGCUGGCGGUUCUACCGUACGGCAGACAAAAUGAACAUUAACUCAAGUAAAAAAUAGGGAAAGGUUCACAGUCAGCCUACAGGCUAAAAAUUAGUGCAGUAGGGUUACACAUAAAUCAAGUGAAUCAUGGCCAACAUUCUCAUACAAAACACAGCCCAAAUGAGAGUACUAAACUCACUGGAUAACACACACAGAAAUAUGUUGAUAACACAACAUAUUUCUGCAGCAUAUCUUUAAACACAGUAGUCUAACAGAAUACAUAAGCCAUUGUUAAUUUAUCAAGACAAUUCACAUUUAUGCAGAGCACCAUUUAUACUGCUUACCUUACGGCAGACAAAAUGAGCAUUAACCCAAAAUGCUGCUCGUGUGGGCGAAUACCUGAAAAUAUGGUUGCCUGUCAGGACAAGCGGCCACAACUGCCAAACCGCUGGGAGCAAAAAAUAAUAUCUAUCGAUAUGUCCAUCUAUAGUAUAGUACAUUGGUAUAAAGUAUAAUAAACUUCUCACCAGAGUCUCCCUCAUUAUAAUAAUAAUAAUAAUGCAUCAGAUUUCAUAUAGCGCUUUAUCAGAGACCCUCAAAGCGCUUUACAUUGGAUACAUCAUUCAUUUGCUCACACAGUCACACUUUGGUGGUGGUAAACUACCUUAGUAGUCACAGCUGCCCUGGGGCAGACUGACGGAAACGUGGCUGCCAUUUUGCGCCUACGGCCUCUCCGACAACCACCACACAACACUCACAAUCAUACACCAGUGAAGGACACACACUGGGAGCAAGGUGGGUUAAGUGUCUUGCCCAAGGACACAACGGACAGACUUGGGAUAGGGGGGGAAUCGAACCGCCAACCUUCCGGUUAUUGGACGACCACUCUACCUCCUGAGCUACUGCCGUCCCACACCUGUUUGACCAAAACAGCCCCUCUCAUCCAGACAGAGACACACCUGUGUUCACCAAGCUACAGGUUUCACAGCAGUUCAUCACCCCACACCUCUGCUUAACGGAGAUCUGACAUAAAAUAACAGAGGGCUAAAUUUACUACUUACACUCUGGUGUCAAAAACAGUCAGCAUUAUCAGUCAUCCAGCUCCAACAGGUUAAUAAUCCACACAUAUACUUCCCAUUUACAUGCCGUUCCUCACGGUCAGUGUCUCAUCCAUUAACAUUGUGUGAUGUUAUUUUUCCUGAGGACCCUCAGGAAGUGGAGACGCUGUUGGGCCUUUUUAAUCACCUUCGUAGUGUUUACAGUCCAGGUCAGGUCCUCCUCGAUCUGAACACACAUCUGAAGCGGAAGUCUAACACCUGCUCCACACAAUCCCCGCUGAUGAUGAGUGGUGUGAUAUCAGUCUUUUUUCUCCUGUAGUCAAUCACCAGCUCCUUUGUUUUUGCUGUGUUGAGCAGAAGGUUAUUCUCCCCACACCACACUGCCAGAUGUUCAACCUCGUUUCUGUAAGCAGACUCAUCUGCCCCAGAGAUGAGCCCCACCACCGUGGUGUUUCUGCAAAUUUUACUAAGGUGUUGUUGUGGUGUGUGGGGACACAGUCGUGUGUGUAUAGGGUGAACAUCAGGGGACUCAACACCCAGCCCUGUGGCAAGCCGGUGCUGAGGCUGAGGGCCAUUGAUGUGUGAUGGCCCACUCUCACCCUCUGGUUGUGACAGGUGAAAAAGCUGUUGAUCCACAUGCAGGUGGGGUGUGGAAUUCCUAGAUUGACCAGUUUGUUUAACAGUUUGUGAGGAAGUAUGGUAUUGAAAGCAGAGCUAUAGUCCACAAAGAGCAUCCGUACAUAGCUCCCCUGCUGCUCCAGGUGGGACAGUGCAGUAUGGAGGGCUGUGGCUACGGCGUCUUCUGUGGAUCUAUUAGCCCUGUAUGCAAACUGGUGAGGGUCCAGGCUUUUUGGCAGGUGUGAUGUGAUGUGACCCCAGACCAGCUUUUCAAAGCAUUUCAUCAACACCGGGGUGACAGCAACUGGCCGGUAGUCGUUAAGGCUGGAGAUAUGAGGUUUCUUGGGCAGGGGGACGAUGAUGGAGGACUUCACGCAUGGUGGAACAAUGAACUCGGCCAAGGACUGGUUGAAAAUCCUUGUGAAGACUCUGGCAAGCUGAUCCGCACAGUCCUUUAACAUGUGCCCGGGCACUCCAUCGGGCCCAGCAGCCUUCCUUGGGUCCACGGCUCGCAGGGUACGCCUCACCUCAUGUUCUGUGAGGGAGAAGUUGCUGUUGUCCAUGGGGUGUGGUGUGGCUGCCUUGGGCGAUUCCACUUCAAAACGGGCAAAGAAGGUGUUAAGCUCCUCUGCCAGUGAGGUCUCACCCUCAGCUGCUCCCAAGGUGGUUUUGUAGUUGGUGAGCUGUUGGACUCCCUGCCACACCUGCCUGCUGCUGUUACUUUCCAGGUAUGCCUCAAUCCUCCUAUAAUCCGACUUGGCCCCUUUGACGCAUCGCUUCAGGUCAGCCCGGGCCGCAGAGUAGAAGACCUGGUCACCAGACCUGAAGGCGGUGUUCCUCUCCCUCAGCAGCCACUGGACUUCCCGGGUCGUCCAGGGCUUCUGGUUGGGGUAGACCCAGAUCUGUUUUUCCACAAUAUCAGUGGAUUAUUAAAUUGUUGGAGCUGGAUGACUGAUAGUGCUGACUGUUUUAGCCACCAGAGUGAAGGUAAGAAUUUUUUCCCUCCAUUAUUUUAUAUCAGAUCUCUGUUAAACAGUGGUGUGGUGUAAUGAGCUGCUGUGAAAGCUGUAGCUUGGUGAACACAGGUGUGUCUGCCUGGAUGAGAGGGGACAGGUGUGUUAAUGAGGGAGACUCGGGUGAUGAAGUUUAUACAGUUAAUGUUGAUGUUUACAUCAGAUCGCUGCUCUGUGUGUGCGUGCAUGAGUGUAACGUUGUGAAGGAUGCACGGUGUGUGAGCCUCUCUCCCUGUAGUGACUGAUCAUCACCGGUUGGUCAAAGCAGGAUGCUCAUCCUGCCUGCUUGGUCAUUUGAGUGGCUGGGUCAAAAUAGUAGGCUACUUUUGUUGACACUUGCCAUGCUGUGCGUGUAGCUUCUUGAUAAAGCAGGCUUUAAAUUGGUCUGUAGUCCAACAGCUUGGGACUCUGCUUCAUCUGCUUUGUACUAAUAGCCAGUGAGUCUGCGCCACCUGUCCUGUGCUGCCCCCUGUUUCUGCUGGACAGGUCCGCACCCCCAUGGUUGAGAACCACUGCACUCAUGUAUUUACUGACAGUAACGGUAAUUUGAGAAGAGAAAUUAAGAUCUCACGGAGGACAUUUACCCUCAGCCGACAAGAGCCAAGUCUCCCAGUCUAAAAAUCUGGGCCAAUUCAAGGGCCCUUCUUUCAAAAACAAUACAAGAGCAUGGUGCUAAUAUUAAAAUGAUUCAUGCAGGGAUACUGUUAAAAGUCAUUGAUUAAAAAUUGGUAAGCCAGCAGUUUUGUCACUUACGAUACGAUAUACUUUAUUGUUCCCUUAGGGAAAUUUGUCUUGUAUUUCAAGAGCUGCACAGAUGAAGCUGCCAACUGAUGACACAAAGUAUUAGACCUAACAUAAAAACAGGCACACAACCCAUGCAUAUUGCACAUACACACAUUGCGCAUACACAUUUUGCAAAAGAAUCCCACAGAAAUGGUCAAAAGAAACACACAGACAAUAAACAACAAUGGCAGAGAACAAGACACAGCAAGGUGAGACUUGAAGGUGGGGUAGGCAGGAACCUAUUAAAGAAGCAUCUUUUUUGUGGUGUUUAUACAAAAAAGCUUUAAAUAUCAGUCAAUAGCUAUUAGUUAUUGUCUGUGUAGUCAACAUUUCAAAAUUUUUGAGUGGCCUGCUCUUUCUGGCUGUAAACAAAGCCGUUUCCUGCCUCCCCCGACCUGAUUGGUUGUGAGGCAGACGCUGCUCCUUAGUGAUUCAAAUGAUGCACUUGAACUGAGAGGUCGCUGCAAGUCUGGUCUCUACGUAUUAUCUGUAAUUUUUGCUGGAUUUUUUUUAUAUUUUUGUUGUCAUUUUGUUGGCUGCUGAUGAAUACUUAUGCUAGGCGAAGAGUUUACUCAAGAGAAGAGCUCCUUUCAUUGAGGAAAAGCACAUCUGGACAACAACAUACAAUUCCAGAGGACAGCCGGAGGUGUUAUCGUGGUUGCCGUGCAGGUGCAAAGGUGAAGGCAAAGCUGAAUGCUAGGAGGUGGCGAUAUAAACCCUUUCUUCCAUCAAUCAUCAUGGGAAAUGCCAACUAUCUGCCCAACAAAAGCAAUGAGCUGGAGAUAUAGGUGAAGACUAAGAAAGCAUACUGUGAGUGCAGUCUCCUGUGUUUUACCGAAACCUGGUUGAAUCAGAACAACUCGAACUCCGGUGUGGAUCUACCUGGCUUCACUCUUAUAAGGCAGACAGAGAUGCUCAAGCUAGUGGCAAGAAGAAAGGAGGAGAUCUGGCUUUAUUUGUCAACCAGAAAUAGUGUAACCCUUCACACAUAACUGUCAAGGAGAAGUUGUGUUGUCCAGAUAUUGAACUGUUGGCAGUUCCUCUUCAGCCAUAUUAUGUUCCAAGAGAAUUUAGUCAUAUCAUAACAAUAGUUGUUUACAUUUCACCCAAAUCAACUGAAGAAAUUCCAAAGUAGUGUUGCCAGGCUACAGACUCAACACCCAGAGGCACUAAUAAUAAUAUCAGGAGAUUUCAACCAUGUCACCCUCUCCUCUCACCUGACUGGAUUCACACAGUUUGUGAACUGUCCUACCAGAGAAAACAAAACCAGGGAUCUGCUGUAUGCCAACGUCAAAGAAGCCUACAGAGCCACUGCCUUACCACCACUGGGCAAGUCAGAUCAUAACUUGGUCUAUCUGCAAACCUGUUACAGACCUUGUGUACUGAGGCAGCCUGUGACCAAAGUCAAAAUCAGAAGAUGGACACCUCAAGCCAGUGAAGCUCUAAGGGACUGUUUUAAAUCAACAGACUGAAAUGUGCUACUGGACACAGAUGUGGAUAGUAUGAACAUUGACAAACAAGUUGACUGCUUUACUGAAUACAUCAACUUCUGUAGAGACACAGUUAUACCCACAAAGACUGUUCGCUGUUUCCCCAACAACAAACCUUGGAUCACAAGUGACAUAAAAGCAAUCCUUAACCAGAAAAAGAAAGCUUUUAAAGAUGGUGACAAAGAACGACUCAAACAAGUGCAACAAGAGUUGAAGAGGAGACUGAAGAUGGCAAAGCUGGAGUACAAAAAGAAGAUGGAAAAGAAUCUACAACACAGCAACAUCCGUGAAGUGUGGAGAGGAAUCAGUAACAUCUCUGGACACAGCAAUAAAAACAAAAGACAGCCAGUGGUGGGUGAUUUGGAAAAGGCUGAUGAACUCAACCUGUUCUUCAACAGAUUUGACACUGCUGUCACACCCACUCCCACUGCUACUCCAUCUUCCUCUCCUCAACAAAUCUCCACUACAACUUCUCCCCUUCCUCCUCCAUCUCAUUCAAAUGUCUCAACCACUUCAACUGCCUCCCUCCUAGAACACCAGUCCUUGUCUGUCACCCAAAAAGGGGUGAGGAUGGAGCUUGGAAGACUUUGUCCUGGGAAGGCAGCUGGUCCAGAUGGUGUGUCCCCAAGGCUGCUCUGUGCUGCAGAGCUGUGCCAACCUCUCCACAGGAUCUUCAACUUGAGUCUACAGCUGGGGUGGAUACCUACUCUGUGGAAAACAUCCUGCAUUGUGCCAGUACCAAAAAUAAAUGUCCAGCUGAACUAAAUGACUACAGACCAGUGGCCCUCACUUCACACAUCAUGAAAACCCUGGAACGUUAAUUCUACGCUUUCUGAGGUCUGAGGUCAAAGACAAACUCGAUUCCCUGCAGUUUGCAUACAAAGAACACAUUGGAGUGGAUGAUGCUGUCCUCUAAGUGCUUCACUGUGCCUUGUGUAAUCUGGAGGAACCUGGGGUUUAUGUGAGGAUCAUGUUCUUUGACUUUUCAAGUGCAUUGAACACCAAGGGUUCUCAACCUUUUGCUAGCCGGGCCCCCCCAAAAGUGGUUGGAAUGCAGUUGGACCCCCCCACCCCCCAAACGACGCUAAUGAGAGACCUGAGCCUGGUUUGCCUGGCAAAGAUCCUCAAUUCUUGGUGCAGUGUUUAAUGAACACAGCCACUCCGGAAGAGAGGCUGAAACCUUUGGUAACAUACAGAUGAUUCUUACUGCAUGCAGCAGCGAUCAGAUGUAAACAUCGGUAUUAAGUGUAAUAAACUUCAUCACCAGAGUCUCCACUGUUUAAUGGAAAUCUGAUAUAAAAUAACGGAGGAAAAGUUUCUUACCUUCACUCUGGUGUCUAAAACAGUCAGCAUUAUCAGUCAUCCAGCUCCAACAGGUUAAAAAUCCGUCCCAAUUUGAGUGUAACGUUCCCAUUUACAUCCCGUUUGAAUCCCAUUUACAACCUUGUUGUCAGCGUCUCAUCCAUUCACGUGAAAAAAUAAAGUUUUUAGCACUGUUUCUGGUCAGCUGGCUCAGUUGUUUAUUUCCUGGUCCUCUUCCACAGGGACACAGAACGCGUCUCGGUCCCGACGCGGUGAGUUAGUCACGGCCUGUCUGGACCUGUGGUCUUGACUAGGUACCAAUUCCAGUGAUGCUCCUGCUGUUUUGGCCUCUAUCAGGACACCUGAAGUUUAAGCUAAAUCUUUUUUUACAUGAUGCAAUUGAAUGAAACAUGCUGACCGCGAGAAACAGGAUGUGAAUAAUAUCAGUGGAUUGUUAAACUGCUGGAGCUGGAUGACAGCUAAUGCUGACUAGUUUAGACUCCAGAGUGAAGGUAAGAAAUAUUUCCUUAAGGUCUCUGUUAAAGAGUGGUGUGGGGUAAUGAGCUGCGGUGAAAGCUGUUGCUUGGUGAACACAGGUGAGUCUGUGUGGAUGAGAGUAGACAGGUGUGUUAAUGAGGGAGACUCUGGUGAUGAAGUUUAUACAGUUAAUAUCAACGUUUACUUCAGAUCGCUGCUCUGUGUGUGUGUGUGUGUGUGUGUGUGUGUGUGCGUGCGUGCGAGUGUGUAAUGUUGUGAAGGAUCCUCAGUGUGUGAGCCUCUCUCCCUGUAGAGACUGAUCAUGGUUUGACCUGCUUACUUGGUUGUUUGAGUGGCUGGGGCAAAAUAGUAGGAAACUUUUAUUGACACUUGCCAUGCUGUGCAUGCAGCUUCUUGAUGAGGUCGGCUGUAAAUUGGUCUAUUUCCGACCACCUGGGACUGUGCCACAUCUCCUUUGUACUAGUAGCCGGUGAGCCCCCCCAGCCUCCUGUCCUGUGCUUACGCCCCUCCGGGAGGGUGUUCCCCCCGGUUGAGAACCACUGUUCAACACCAUCCAACCAACCAUACUCAAAGACAAGCUCACAGAGAUGAGAGUGGAUCCUUUCUGUGUUUCCUGAAUCGCAGAUUACCUGACAGGAAGGCCACAGUUUGUCAGGCUGGGGAACUGUGUUUCUGGGACAUUAAUGAGCAGUACAGGGUCUCCACAAGGGACAGUGCUGGCGCCAUUCCUGUUCACACUGUAUACGUCAGACUUCAAAUACAGCACUGAGUCCUGCCACGUCCAGAAAUACUCAGAUGACACAGCUAUUGUGGCAUGUAUCAGAAAUGGACAAAAAGCUGAAUAUAGAAAUGAAUGAACAAGAGGCUGAGUACAGAGAUCUGAUAAGAGCCUUCAGUGACUGGAGUCACAAAAACUGCCUCCUCCUCAACACGUCAAAGACAAAGGAGAUGGUCAUAGACUUCUGCAGAUCCAAACCCCCUCUUCAGCCAGUGAACACAUUUAUGAGUGGACAUCGAAGUGGUGCCAUCAUAUAAAUACUUAGGUGUACAUCUGGACAAUAUGUUGGACUUGUCUAAGAAUAUAGACUUUAUCUACGGAAAGGGGUAAAGCCGCCUUUUUUGCCUGAGAAGACUCCGAUCAAUAGACAUCUGUAGUCAGAUGCUGCAGAUGUCUUAUCAGUCUGUGGUGGCAAAUGUUCUGCUGGGGAGGAAGUAUCAAACACAAAGAUGCAAGACAUCUUAACAAACUGGUGAAAAAGGCUGGCUCUGUGAUUGGACUCAAACUGGACUCAGUGGAGGAUGUGGUGGAGAGAUCUACACUGAAGAAGGUGGAGACUAUUCUAAAGAACAUGGAUCACCCACUUCACAACACCUUGAUGGACCAAAGGGCCAAUGGUGGUGGACGGCUCCUCUCUCUUCGCUGCAGGACAGAAAGAUUCAGAAGAUCUUUUGUACCAACAGCAAUCAGACUUUAUAACUGUUGUGGAAAUAGUAGAUAACUUUAAGAGACAUAUUAUGUGAGACAACAGACAAUUGAAUUUCCCUUUGGGGAUGAAUAAAGUUCUUCUUAUUCUUUGUGCUGAUUGGUUGUGAGGCAGAUGCUGCUUCCCUGUGACCUUCACGAGCCCAAACAAAGUUAGUGUGCUACAUUGGACAGUAGAAACCAACCAGAAAGUACGGAAAAUUGUCUGAAUCCUCCUUUGACCAUGACUGCCAACACAAGCAAGAAAACAAAGAGACUCUGGCAGAAUAAUGGGGGCUUAAAAAGGAGAUAGACCGGACAAGAGCGAUAAAACUGGGUCAACAUCAAUGGAGCACAAAUGCUUCAGGGACGCUUCAGGAUCUUACGGAUCCUGUAACCUUUCUGCUGGACAGGCAAACCGCUUUAACAAAGUAAGCCAAGUGUCUUUCAAGUAGUGUUUCUUGUCAAACAGGACCUGCCGCAUAUUGUAGCGCUGCUAAACUGUUGACCUCGGGUCCUGAAGUAUGUCACUUUAUCCUAGUUGUAGAAGUCCUGCAAACAUUGUGUUUGCUGGUAGUCUGUUGGCAUCAACAGUAGCACCAAUGCUUUUUACUUUCACGUUGACUGGGCCCCAUUUGUAAUUCUCUGAAGUAUUCAUCUGCAUUAUAUCUGAAUUUAAUUUGAAUGAUAUGAGCGAGCAGGAGCGUCUGUUUGUGGGCUGGGCUGGCUGGAACAGAGAGGGAAGGGAGAGGAGGAGCUGAGGGGAAAAUUGGUUGGAAGGGGUAGUGUUUACAUUCAAGAUUUCCACUGAAGAAGCAGGAAUAAUCUGGCACACAGCAGUCAGAGAGCAGAGUUUAAGAGCAGGUGGUGAUUAGGUUGAUCCGGUGCAGGUGUGAAGGUGAAGGAGGAGCUUCAGCUGACGAGGAGCUGCCCAACCUCUGUAAGGGGAAAAGGGAGACUCCACAAACACAAAAAAGACUCCAUGUUGUCCUCAAAUGAUAAAACCAGUGUAAUCAUGACAAAUUUACUAGAUGGGUAUAAAUCUUUCAUUAUUUUAUCAUGUAUUUCUUUUGUUUUGGGUGAAACUGGAUAUCUAAAGAAUUUCACUCUCAAUAUAGAAACUGUAAGUGGAACAAAUAUACUCUUGAUUUUUUUUUUCUGUUGGCUUGAGCAGGAUAUUGAUCGUGUGUUAAGAUUGAUGUCAUGAAUAUGUUUGAACAUUGUUGUCAUAAGAUAAUACACUCACCGGCCACUUUAUUAGGUACACCAUGCUAGUAACGGGUUGGACCCCCUUUUGCCUUCAGAACUGCCUCAAUUCUUCAUGGCAUAGAUUCAACAAGGUGCUGGAAGCAUUCCUCAGAGAGCUUGGUCCAUAUUGACAUGAUGGCAUCACACAGUUGCCGCAGAUUUGUCGGCUGCACAUCCAUGAUGCAAAUCUCCCGUUCCACCACAUCCCAAAGAUGCUCUAUUGGAUUGAGAUCUGGUGACUGUGGAGGCCAUUUGAGUACAGUGAACUCAUUGUCAUGUUCAAGAAACCAGUCUGAGAUGAUUCCAGCUUUAUGACAUGGCGCAUUAUCCUGCUGAAAGUAGCCAUCAGAAGUUGGGUACAUUGUGGUCAUAAAGGGAUGGACAUGGUCAGCAACAAUACUCAGGUAGGCUGUGGCGUUGCAACGAUUCUCAAUUGGUACCAAGGGGCCCAAAGAGUGCCAAGAAAAUAUUCCCCACACCAUGACACCACCACCACCAGCCUGAACCGUUGAUACAAGGCAGGAUGGAUCCAUGCUUUCAUGAUGUUGACACCAAAUUCUGACCCUACCAUCCGAAUGUCGCAGCAGAAAUCGAGACUCAUCAGACCAGGCAACGUUUUUCCAAUCUUCUAUUGUCCAAUUUCGAUGAGCUUGUGCAAAUUGUAGCCUCAGUUUCCUGUUCUUAGCUGAAAGGAGUGGCACCCGGCGUGGUCUUCUGCUGCUGUAGCCCAUCUGCCUCAAAGUUCGACGUACUGUGCGUUCAGAGAUGCUCUUCUGCCUACCUUGGUUGUAACGGGUGGUUAUUUGAGUCACUGUUGCCUUUCUAUCAGCUCGAACCAGUCUGGCCAUUCUCCUCUGACCUCUGGCAUCAACAAGGCAUUUCCGCCCACAGAACUGCCGCUCACUGGAUAUUUUUUCUUUUUCGGACCAUUCUCUGUAAACCCUAGAGAUGGUUGUGCGUGAAAAUCCCAGUAGAUCAGCAGUUUCUGAAAUAUUCAGACCAGCCCUUCUGGCACCAACAACCAUGCCACGUUCAAAGUCACUCAAAUCACCUCUCUUCCCCAUACUGAUGCUCGGUUUGAACUGCAGGAGAUUGUCUUGACCAUGUCUACAUGCCUAAAUGCACUAAGUUGCCGCCAUGUGAUUGGCUGAUUAGAAAUUAAGUGUUAACGAGCAGUUGGACAGGUGUACCUAAUAAAGUGGCCGGUGAGUGUAUAUCUCCAUUUACAUCUAAAAGGUCCAUUAUGCACCAGAUGUUCUUGUCCAUCCAUUCUCUAUAGAACAUAAUUCACCUUUUUGAAGAAUAUAUGUUAUUCCACAACAGAGUACUGUGAGGUGUAAAGUUGUGCUUGUAAAGCAAUUUCCAACAAAGAAGAACCUGCUGUUGAUAUUUUGCCAACUUAAUUGGUAGUUUGCAUAUGUUGUAAUCACAUUUUAAGACAAAUUCUAUACCACCCAUCUUAUCAAAUAUACGUUGGGGAAAUAUGUGCCAUAUACUGCCCAGGGAUUGUAUAUACUGUUUUAGCCGAUUCAAUUUUCAAGUUGUAUUCAUACAUUCAAGGUCUAGCGCCUUUAAUCCCCCUUCAGAGAGAUCUUGGACUGUGAUUGCUUUUUUGAUAUAGUGAGUUUGGUUCUUCCACAUAAAAAUAAAAUUAAUUUGGUUUAUCGUCUUAACAAAAUCUGGACAGAGUGCUGGAGAGGAUGCAGGAUGAAUACCUCUAGAGAUGCUUUCCAUUUUGUUGAGAUAAGUUCUACCAAAAAUCGAUAAGUCUCUCUGUAUCCAAAUAUUAAGUUUCUGCUUACAUUCAUGUAGUUUGUUGGUCAAGUUAAGUAAGAUUAAUUCAUUUUGGCUUUUUGUCACAUAAAUACCAAUAUAUUUUACCACGACUUUAACAGGUAUAUCACAAAUGGCAUUUUGAGCAUUUUCAUGAAUGGGUCGUAAUUCAAAUUUCUGGAUAUUAAGGAAUAGUACAGAGGCUCUUGAAAAUACUUCAGUGUUGUGUAUGGCAACUGGAAUCUGAUGUUCAUCCUUUAACAGCAGGGUUUUGUCAUCUGCAAACCGACUUAUUGUAAGUUCUGUUACAAAUACAUUGAUUUUUUUCAGCGUUUCACAGUUUUUUAUCAUUAUAGCUAGCUUUUCUGCAGUUGAUACAAAUAGUCCUGGGCUUGCUGGACAGCCUUGCUGAAUUCCCUUCUGUAUAUCAAACCGGGGUGAUGUCCAAUGAGGUAGGGAAACACAGCUGUUGAUGUCCUUGUAAAAACACUCAAUGACUUUUAUAAAACAGUCCCCAAAUCUAAAUGCCUUUAAGGUGUGAAUCAUGAAAGGAUGUUCAGUUGUGUCGAAGACUUUUCUGAAGUCAAGAAAUAAGAUGAAGCCUUUAUCCUCAGUCAUGUCACUAUAAUCUAGUGUAUCAAGGAUAAGUUGGAUAUUAUUAUGGAUAGAUAUGUCAUUUAGGAAACCUGACUAUGUUUCAUUACUAACUUGGGAUAUUCCUUCUUUAAGACGGCUUGUGUAUAUAUGUGCUAAUGAUUUAUAGUCAUUAAUUAGCAAUGCGAUAGUUCUUAGAUUGUCUGUGAUUUGGGGAUUUUUAUUAGGCUUCAGGAUUAAAAUUAUAACCCCCUGCUUCAUACUUGUGGGAAGAUUGUGUUUACUGAGAGCUUCAACUAAAACUCUGUCUAAAAAUCCUCUAAUUAUGCCCCAGAAGUGUCUGUAAAAAUUGUCUGUCAAACCAUCAGAGCCUGAGGAUUUGUCCAAAUGUAGACAAUGUAGCGCGUUAUCUAAUUUAUCAAUUGUUAUUGCUGCAUCACAAAAAUGUUUAUAAUCUUGGUUAAUUGUGGGGAUUUUAUCUAGUCAGCAAAUACAAAGGGUCAUUAAAGGUGUGUCUGCCAAGGCUCUGAUGUUCCAGCAGUAUUCCUCAUCAUUCAGUAAAUUAGAGUUGGAUUUCCAAAAACCUCUGUUUAUUUUACUAUUGAUAUUAGGUUUCAGCUCCAAAUGUAUUACACUGUGGUCUGUUAGAGGAGCAGUAUACAUUGAUAUUUUAGAAACAUGCUGUGAUAAACUAUAUUCAAGUAACCAAUAAUCAAUUCUGGAUUUACAUGUUCUGUCAGGUUUAAACCAAGAGCACUGUAAAAACUCAGGGUUCUUGACCCUAACAUUAGUGUGUUACAAAAGUCCCUGACUGUGUUGUUAAAGUGAUAAGUGUUAAAUCUUGAUGGAUAUCUAUCCCUCCAGUCAUCUGGGGUCAUAUUAAAGUUGCCUCCAACAAGGAUAUACUCAGUAGGAUAUACCCUACAGGCCAAAAGUUUGGAAGCAAGAUCACAUUUGUACAAAAAAAGACCAUAGUUUCAUUAAUAUAAUUUGCAACACAAUAAACAUGACUAUUGUGUAAAGAGUAACUUAUAAGAAGACACUUUGACCUUAACUAUUAGGUAUUUGAGUUAUUGUUGCUUAGACUUUGCUUUCUUUAAAGUAACCUCCUCUGGCUUUAACAACAGCUUGGCAUAUACGAGGCAUUCGUUCCACAAGUUUUUUAAGGUAUGUUCCAGGGAUUGCAUUUCAAGCUUUCUUAAAUUCAUUAAAAGGAGACUGCUGAUUCGUGGGACGCGUUUUUCUGACUGAUAGAUCCAAUUCAUCCAACACAAGCUCUAUUGGAGAAAGGUCAGGAGACUGAGGGGGCCAAACCAUCUUUUGAAGAACGCCGUCCUCUUCUUUUUUGUCUAGGUAACCCUGACAGAGCUUGACAGAAUACUUACGGUUAUUGUCAUGCUGCAAAACAACUUAUGACCCACAUGUCUGAGUCCAGAUGGAACAGCAUUGUGCUGGAGGAUGGAGUUGUACUGUUCCUUCUUCAUGAUACCCUUUACUUAAAAAAAAUCUCCUACUCCAUCACCUGCAAAACAUCCCCAUACCAUGGAACUACCACCUCCUUGCUUAAUUGUGGGUGUAACACAUGGUGCUUUCAGACGUUCACCAGUUUGUCUGCAGACAUAGACUCUGCGUUUUGAACCAAACAGUUCAAACUUGCUUUCAUCAGUCCAGAGAACUUGUUUCUAGUCAUCAUAGGUCAAAUUUUUGUGAGCUUUUGCCCACUCAUAUCUCUUUUUCUUAUUUUGUGGACGAAGUAGUGUUUUUUUGCAGAUACACAACCCUUCAGACCAGCCUUUCUCAAACGUCUUUUCACAGUUGUUAGAGAUAUGGGUUUCGACCUUGUCAUGUUGAUUUCCUCCCUUAUUUUUGGUGCUGUCUUUUGCCUCUCUUACUCUCUCUUACUGGUGACAAUUAUAUGUUUAUCCUCUGCUUUUGUAGUAACUCUCUUUCAUCCAGGCCUUUUUAUAUCACCAUAACCUCCAGGUUCCUCUAGUCUCUUCAGAGUGUAGUGGACUCCUUUGUUAGACACCAUUAGGCGUUUUGCAAUUUCUCUUUCUGUGUAUCCUUCUUUCCUCAAUGUACGAAUCUGUACUUUUGUUUCUUUACUCAGUUGCUUCUUUCUAGCCAUUUCUGCAGUAGUUUGAUGCAGUUGAGAUUUAUUAGGAUUUUUGUAUGCAGACUCUCAAAAGCCAAAAAGUUGAAGUGAAUAAUCCAAUUGUGAUUUGUUUUUUUGCUUUUGCACUGAAGUUGUGACUCUUGCAAAUGUUCUCGACCCUAAAACUAAGCCCUAAUUUUCUUUUGCUGACAUAUAUUUAGCAAUGGUCUGUUAACAUCAAUGUUUAUCUAAAGGUAAAUGGAGUAAAAUGGUGCAUUUCCAUGAAAGCAUCAUCUGAUCAUGGAGUAAAUACAUCCCAAAAUACGUACAACUCAUGCUGGACUAAAAAAAAAGCAUUGUGGACAAAAACUUGAAGUUACUCCCAACUGUUCAGCCUGUAAUGGCCUUGCUUCCAAACUUUUGGCCUGUAGUGUAUACUCUUCAAGUUCUCAAUUGCUGUGCAAAUAGUUGUCAUUAAAUCCUUGUUCUGGGAACUUAUGUUGCAGAUGAUAAAAGAGUCAUUUUCUAUAUUCAUGACUAACGCUAUCCAAUGGCCAUUUAUAUCUGCUUGGUAAGAUAUGACUUAUCCUGGGCCGUUGUUAAAUAAAAUAGCAACUCCACUAGAGUGAGAGGAACCAUGGCUGAAUAUAAUUUUAUCCCCCCAUUGAUUAGACCAGAAUUUCUUAUCGUUUUUUUCAGAGUGGGUUUAUUUAAAAAAAAGAAAAAGCAGUGUCCCUUAGUAAAAAAUUUUAGUCAAACUUUUUGAAGAGGUUUUUUUUUUCUAAAUCAUCAACAACAAUCUAAAUAAACCCAACUAUUGCAUGAACCGUUUAAAUGAUUAACCACUGUGUGCUAUGCCGUGGUAUUAAAUAAAACGUUACCACCUUUGGCUUUAAAUGCCAUGAAAAGAACAUCAUAGUCUGAACAAUUAACAGGCGUUUGUAAUACAAAGUGCCCUGAAAAUAAACUCUGGCCAAGCAAUCACUAGUAAUGCAGUCUAGUAUUACCAGAGUUGAUUAGAUAUGCACUAUGACCUGAUAGGUUUUUACCUACAGCAUUAGAAUUGGGCGGUUAUUGAUGAACCAAUGGGGCCUCGGAAAAGGGCUGGCUGAGGUUAGACUUUUCACAGCUUUAAAAAUGACAGUGUUUGAUACCUCAUCUUCACAGUCCGGGGGAGGAGAGUCAUCAUUUGCUUUUCUUCUUCUGUUCGGCCCUGCAAUAUUUGUAGGCUUUUUGCUGUUCCUUUUGAUGGUGGGCAGUAGUUCAGAUCCUGCCUACCCCACCUUUAACUUUAAUUCCUUCAGAAUUGGGAUUCAAAGAGUAUCCAUUUUGCCCCAGACAUUAGAUAAAUGUGUUUAGAACAUAGUCUACUCCAGGAUGGAUUCCUCAUCAAGAGAAAUACUUUGCUUUUGAUACAUCAACAUGUUUAAUUUAUUGUUGUAUUUAUAUUAAAUUAAUACUGUUUUCAGAUUGUGAGAGAGUACACUUUUCUGGAUUACAUAAUGGGUGGCUGCCAGAUUAACUUCACUGUGAGUAAAAGAAAUCUGUGUUCAUCCCACUUCUCUCUUUUACUAUCCAGGAAACAUAUAGUGUGCUGGUAUUAAAGCUUUAUCUCAUAUUCUCUGCAUUUUCCUGUUCUCUUCCCUUUAAACCAGAUUGCUAUUGAUUUUACUGGCUCUAAUGGGGAUCCCAGAACCCCUCAGUCCCUCCAUUACAUCAACCCCAAUGGCUACAAUGAAUACCUGGCAGCUAUCUGGAGUGUGGGUAAUGUCAUCCAAGACUAUGACAGGUACAGAGCUUUUUAUGGUAUUUGUCCUCUAACGGUAAAUUACCCUAGCUCUAGGCCCCCCAUUUGGAUUUUAAGUCUUAUCUUAUUUUAUUAGUUUUCUGCUUUCUUUGUUUGAUUAUCUCCCGUCUGUAGUGACAAGAUGUUUCCUGCAUUUGGAUUUGGUGCCCAGAUCCCUCCUACGAUGCAGGUAACCCUUUACAUUUGUUGAAUCCCAUUUUAUUUGUGAAUUCCAUUCAGUCUGUUAUCAUUACAAUGGGUUCCAGAGUGAUAGCGGUUUGUGUUGCAGGUCUCCCAUGAGUUCCCCAUCAACUUCAACCCAUCAAACCCAUUUUGUGCAGGUAAUUUAAGACUCAACUUAAAGUCAUUUUUAACUUUUGCCUGUUGGCAUGAAGGUUGUUUGGCAAAACUUGGAUCCGUUGAAGUUUUAAAGUUUGCAGAUCAGCUGCUGUGAAGGUCUUUGGCAUUUCACAGGUUGAAAUUUGAUGCAGUCUGACAUGACAUUAGAAUCAUUUGUCUUCUUGGACAGUUUGGGCCAGAAAGCAAACAUGCAAUUUCUGCAACAUUUUUUUCACUGUCAGCCGUUCACUUCGUUUUAUUCACCUUAUGUCAUGCACAGGGUCUGAAAUUAACACCCACCAAGCGCCAGUUGCAGGUAGAUUUUCUGUUUCAUUUCUUUUAAUUUUCAGAGGGCUAUGAGCAAUAUGGCAGGUGAAGUCUGCACCACAAUAUGUUUGUGAUUAAAACUAUGCUAAGUUUUAAUGUAUUUUAGCGUCACCAAAGCUUCUGUAACCUGCCUGCUGUAGGAGCUUCCCUUGAGUUGGCUGGUGCGCGCAAACAUAAUGUAUUACUGUUUAAUGCAAUGCGCACAAACCACUUACGAGCUGCAGCUCACCACUUUUUACCGUAUGAGAUAUCCCGUAUGCUGCUGCUGAAAUUGUGCACAAUCAAGACUUUAAGGUUAGUCAGUUAGCAGUUUGUGGGCUGCCUCUGGCUUUUCCUUCAGAUAAAUAUCAAAUAGGCUGGAUAUAUAUAUAUAUAUUUUUUUUUUUUUCACCCCUUGACGUGCACUUUACUGUCCCUGUUCACCGUAACAGACACACACUUUGCAGAACCCUCCUUAACUCUUUGACUGUUUUUGGAACUCUCUAGAGAUGCACCGAUUAAUCGGCCGCCGAUUUAAAAAGCCGGUUUUAUAUCCAACCGGCCCCAACCGGUGACCGGCCGGUCACUGUCGUAAUUUGCCGGUUUUCCCCGAGCAAACUGACCCGCAUGCGCGGUGCGUAUCAGCUCCGAGCAAAACUGCUAAAAAUUAGCAAGACUCAGGACGAAAACAUGUCGGUGAUUUGACACUGUGUGCCAGAGCGACCCAAAACACGCAGUUUGUAAUGCUUGCAAGUCAAAAGUCAGCCGUGGAGGAUCAACGCCUAAGACAUUUGGAACAACAAACUUAAUACGCCACUUGGAAAAGAAGCACCCAGGCUUGUUUAGCAAAUAUAUACACUGCCGCUAAGAGGAGGGAUGCAGCAGAGUCGCAGCGACCACAACAACCCUCCGCCGUGGCUCCUAUGUUCGACAUCAGCACUGAAAAGUCCAAAGCCACCACUAGGAAAAUAAUGGAGUUCGUGGCACUGGAGGACCAGCCGUUUAGCGUAGUACAGGAUAAAGGCUUCGUAAAUCUGAUGAAACACCCUACUUGGUAAUUUGUACCGUGGACUCAGGUGUUUCGUCAGAUUUUCGAAGCCUUUAUCCUGUACUACGCUAAACGGCUGGUCCUCCAGUGCCACGAACUCCAUUAUUUUCCUAGUGGUGGCUUUGGACUUUUCAGUGCUGAUGUCGAACAUAGGAGCCACGGAGGAGGGUUGUUGUGGUCGCUGCGACUCUUCUGCAUCCCUCCUCUUAGCGGCAGUGUAUUCCUUAUAUUUGCUAAACAAGCCUGGGUGCUUCUUUUCCAAGUGGCGUAUUAAGUUUGUUGUUCCAAAUGUCUUAGGCGUUGAUUGGUACAAACUACCAAGUAGGCGGUACUUUUCUGACACAGUGCUGCCAGAGUCGUUUGAGAGAGGUACUGGAGGGGUAGUCAAUAAAUUACAUUGUACCAGGCAAAUGCUGGGACGUUUUUGAAUGCUGUUUGAAUGUAAGUUAGUUAUUGACCUGUAAACUGGACUGAAUGUUAUGGUCAGUGUUGAAAAUAAAUCUGCUCAGGAGGCACUGUUGAAACUCUCACUCUAUUUCUUAUUUGUGAGGUUUUAUUCUUGAAAAGGGGCGUUAUGAUAGCAUAUAGCCUACCAUUAGUUGUGCUUUUAAUUGCAGUUAAGCAAAAUGUUGUCUGGGAGAGGGGUACUUAAAUUAAAAUUGGGAAAGGGUACUCAAGCCAAACAAAUAUGGUGUCUAUUAUAUGAUUAUAAUUAUUUCUUAGAUAGAAAAUCGGUAUCGGAAAAACCGGUUUUGGCAGGUCAGAUCUCCUUUAAAACCGGAAAUCGGUAUCGGCCAAGAAUAUUGCAAUCGGUGCAUCUCUAGAACUCUCUCUACUUUUGGCAUUGUUUGAUAAUUGCAGCCGGGUGUUUGGGAUGUGAUGUGAUUAUUUCUUUCUUUGAAAGUAAUCAAAACAGUCAUCUUUUUUGUCUUUCAGGCUGAUUAUGUCCCCCUCCCUCAAAAAAGCACCUGAUCGCAAUAUAGCUUUUGCACGUGUUCUUGACCCAGUGCAGCACUCAACUUUCUUUUAACUUAUGAUUAUAUUGCUUGUUUCAGUUGUUAACUAGCAGAAAAAUGUUUGCAGUAGACAACAACAGUUUUGAUAAUGAUGUAAUUUUUUCAGGUAUAGAGGGAGUGGUCCAUGCCUACCAGCAGUGUUUGCCACAGGUAAAGCUUUACGGUCCCACAAACUUCUCCCCCAUCAUCAACCAUGUUGCCUGUUUCGGCAGACAGGCCAUCCAACAGGAGACUGCCUCUGUGAGUGAUCCUGAUGUCCAAAAUCAAUCAAAGUAGCAUGAUUGUACCUGCUGUGUGUAAAUGUUUGUUAAUCACAGUUUCAGUUGUCACUGGAAAAAUCAAACGAUCUGCUGAAGCAUAAAGGGAAGCAUCAUAGCUCAAAUGCUUUUAGGUAGGGCAAGUGUUUUUUUCACUGUAUCAACUGCUUACAACAAGGGAGGGGGCAGCAGGUUACGCCAAAUGAACAAAAAAUAAAAAACUAAUUUUAGGCUGAUAUCACUGCCCUGAAAACUCUACCUUGACUGAAUCAAGAAGGUAAAUAAGGUAAAUCUGUCUAAACUAACCUGACUUACCUUACAAACAUGAAAACAGCAGUGGACAUAAACUACUAAAAAAAAAAGACAAAAAAACUACUCUGUCAACACCAGUAUAAAAGGUUAAGCUUAGUGUCUAUAACAACCCCAAUAAACUUAACUAGUAUCUCAAAAUGGAUGAGCUGAGUUGGUUUCAAACUGAAGCUGGAGAGCAAAACUGCAAGCAGAAGAUGGGUGGAGGAUUUCUUGAGACGAGUGUUGUUUAGUUUCUCUUGUGUUUAAUAUUUCACAGCAAUACUUUGUGCUGCUGAUCAUCACUGAUGGAGUGAUCACAGACAUGGAUGAGACCCGCAGUGCCAUCGUCAACGCCUCUCGUCUGCCCAUGUCCAUCAUCAUCGUUGGGGUUGGGGGAGCAGACUUCAGCGCCAUGGAGUUCCUGGAUGGAGACGAUGGGAUCUUACGCUCAGCGACAGGAGAAUCAGCCAUGAGAGAUAUUGUGCAGUUUGUUCCUUUCAGGCAGUUCCAGAAUGUAAGCUACCAGCUACAGCCUAGCCGCUGCAGGCAUGCAGCUCCUGACUUUGUCUGUAACCCUGAAAUCAUGCACACAUUUAAAUGUCUUAUUGCACGUCUUAUUUCAGGCAGGCACUGCUGCCCUUGCUCAAAGUGUUCUGGCAGAGUUGCCUGACCAAGUGGCCUCCUUCUUCAAUUUAUUUCAACUGAAGCCCCCUGAGCCCAGUCCCUCCUAGAAAUGUAGGACCACCUCCUGACUCGCUGACCCUAAUCCAAAGCUGCAUGAGCAGAAGUUGCUUUUUGGGCUGUAUAUCCUUUUGCUCUGUCAUACUGUAUGUUCAGUAAGGAUUUAGACACAAUCCGCAUAGAAGAACUGCCACACUUCACAGUUUAAACAAGGAAUAAUCAUUUGCUUGAUUGUUUUACAUUGAGGGACAGAAAGUUCCUCAGAGGUAGUUUCUGUCCGAAACAAAGUGCUGCACAUACUAUGCUCUGAAAUUGGGUAUGUUUUAAAGCUUUGAAUGUCUGGGGGACAAUCUGACAUGCAAGACAGACUAACACAUGUCCAUGCCAUAAGAAAUGCAGGAGCAGUUCAAAAAUCCUUAAUCCCAUCAACUAUUUCAGGUCCUUCACAUUUCUUGUGCUGCAGCUGUAUUUCACACACACGCACAACACUCCUUGGAUAGUGUUUGUGAAAAAAAUAUAUGCAUAAUAAGGACCCUCUCCAGAAUACCAAUAAAACAUUUAUGGAAGCAAAUGGGAAAAGUGUUAACAAAUGGCUGAAGAACUUAAUUCUGUGUAAAAAUAACUCAGUUUUGCAAGUUGUGCUUUUAUUUGCUUGGGAGAGCAGAGGGUUUGCUGUUUUUCAUUGCUGGCAAGAAGAAGAGAAAGAAACAAAUGCAGAGUUAAAAGAUAAAACAUACAUCAGAGAGAAACUUUAACUGUGCAUUCACACCAAGUGCAAAUGAAAUAAUUUACUUGCUUCAUUCGUGCGUAUCUCGACACAUGAAUGAAAAGUAUUUCCUUGCUUCAUUUGCACAAAUGACUGGGGGUUUGCCCGAAAAAUAGUGUAUAGUGAUAGUGUCAUCUAGCGACUUCUAGGAUAGCCGCUAGCAACUAUCCUUACUGAGGAGUUGGCAACACUGUUUGCUAGCAUCAUUUAGUCCAUUCGUGCGAUUCGUGCAUCAAGAGAGUGCAUAAAAGCCAUGGAUAGCCACUUAUGCUAAUUUCAACAGUGAUCCUUGCCAAUUCAACUGGCAGGAUCAAGUGAUGGACAAAGGUGUUUCACAAUUUACCAGAUAAUCUGACUUCCUCACUCAUGUCCCCCCAGGAAAGCUCCUCCUUCCUGUUUUUAUUUUAAAAAGCACGUUGUGUCAAACAGCUCCGGGUACCCGCACACUGACGCGAUAAGUUUGUCCUUCAUUUUCCAAACCAGUGAACAUCUUCUAGUCUGUUUUCAUGUGUCACCUGGGAAUCUUCGUGCUGAGUUGUGCUGACGUCUUGCUGAAGUUGAGAUAUUUCAAACUCUCACUGAGGCAAUUUCGCCUUUUUCAUGCAAAUAACUCACUUUUGCCAUUCGCGCUGCCAGAGUAGUACGAGCGUCUAAUCGCGUCUUUGCAUUAACUUUACAUGUUAUUCAUUUGCACAAAUGAUUAUACUCCUCAAUACAAGAAUUUUUAUUUAUCUCCAAAGGGAAUGAAUAUUAAGAAGAAAAAAAAACUCAGGUGACAGCGGGUGGGGGGGGGGGGGGUCACAGCAGGUUGGUAAAAAUUUCAGUCUAUCCGUAUCUCUCAGCACGGUUGUUUGUAAAGUUUUUUCUUUUUUUUUUUUUUUUUACAGUUAAGCUCAUAUGUUUAAAAUUUACCUAGAUAACAGCCAAAUAACUUUUAAAUGUAUGUGCAAAGAACCCCGUGCACAGAUGUGGUUUGUUGUGCAGUGCAGUUUGAGUUUCUUUGAAGUGUCUUUCAAAAUAGAUGUUCUAGGACAUAAUUAACAGACAUAAAACCUAUGGAGGAUACAGCCCACAGUGUUUGAAAUCAGAGUGAUAAUUAAACUUCUAUCCUGAAACAUUCAGUAUAAUCAGAGUCAUGCCAUGAGCGGUUUAAGUCAUUGAAAUCUGAAUAUUUAGCUACCCAAGUGCUGAUUUUAAAUCUAAAUUGACUUCAUGUCAAGCACAUUUGAAAAUCAAAGCUUGUGCCAGACAUUUAUUUAAUAAAUUCGAUAUGAGAACCAUCUGAAGAAAGCAUCCUUGGGUUCAUUUUUGCUUAUUCAUCCUCUAACAAAUGAAGCAAAAAUAGAUUAAAAAAAAAUCAGAUAUAUUAUAAUCUGUGUAAUUGUUGAGUGUUGUCCUUGUCAGCUUUCAGCAGUGUACUGCUAAAAUGCAAGCAGAUCAUAGGAAACAUUCAUACUAAUCAUGACUGAUCUUUAAUCACAUCCAUGUAACACACAGUCGCAUGUGGCUUACAUCCGCUUCUCUUGUUUUGCUGCACGAAUUAAUACCCCUUCCUCCUUUUCAAAUCUUUGUUCAAAUGUUUUUCCCUUGAAUCCUGUCACCCUGUCUCUCCUCCUCAGUGUUCUCGGGAGAGGCUGGCUCAGAGCGUCCUGGCAGAAGUACCCAGUCAGGUGUGGGGUUUCUUCAACACCAUGAAACUGAGGCCGCCAAACAGCAACACUCCUCCAGCAUCUGCACCCCCUGAUAUCUACUAGCAAGCACCUAACAUAGAUGUAGAGUGUAACUGUGAUACAAAAAGUGUUUGACUCAAGUGCCAGGAUGUUAUAUAUAUUUUAUUGAUCAGUAGAUGAUCAAUUACUAUAUAAAUAUGAUAAAUAAUUGAUCAAUUAUUUGAAAACACUCAUACAAGUGUCAUGAAGCUGAUUGUACACUUUCUCUCUCAGCCCAGGCUGCACUCACACGAGGCAAUUUCUACCAUACCGAAGCACUUUUCACCUCCAAACUGCAAUUUGGUUGACUAGUGCAAAUUCUCCAUAACACGCUUAAGUAUGGUGCUCCUUCUUGACCCUUGCACUGUGAGAACAGGCGGGCUUUGUCACAGUACGACUGCUCAUGCAGGAACAAUGUUGAUAUGGUAAAAUUACAGCUGUGCAUACUUCAGAAUAGGGCUGGGCUAUAUGGCCUCAAACAAUAUCAUGAUAUAUUGAGCAGUUCACCUCAAUAACGAUAAAUGGAUUAUAACUACUCCACAAGCUGCUCACCCCCUCCCACAUUAACUUCAUCUACUUCAGCCGCCGCUCCAACUUUUGAACAAUCCUCCAUCUCCUCACCUGUCUUUUCGUCUUUGUUACAGACUGGAUGGGGUGGAGUCACGUCUCUGACGUAUGAGAGCGUCUUAAAGGGACAUGAGACCAUAGCCUACCUACACACACCCAAAACCAACUUUUAUUUAUUUGUUUUUUUGACACCGAAUAUACUAAUAUGGGCAAAACAACGUUGGUUAUUGACGUAAACUUGGUAUCUGUAAAAACUUGGUUUAUUACCCAGCCCUACAUCAGAAAUCCAGAAGCGUUAGGGGACUAUGUCCACCCAGAUCUACUUAACCACAACGUCAGUAAAGUUGUUCAUGUUUUCUCUAUUGUUGUCCAUUAUGUUCAUCUCUUGUAAACUUAGGGUACUACAUACUGACAUAAAGCCAUGCAUGAGACAGAUCAAAGUUUGAUGAUGUAUGCAUGUGAGGCAAUGGUGCUCAGGCUGAUUGUGAGUGCAGGCCAGUAGGGGACAGGUACAGCUUGACAACAGUUUUAUUUUUUUGUGUUUUCCUCCCUCUCCCACUUUAUGGACCCCUGCUGUUAAAAACCCUGUUAUUAUCUUAUUAAUUAACAGCACUGUUGUGUCAAAUAAAGACAGAACCUCAGAGUAAAAUCUAGUCCCAACUAGUUACUAUGGUGGUCUAGCUAGGAAAAAAAAUGAGCCAGUUUCAUGACGUUGAAGUCUCUUUGAUUUAAAAUGCAACUUAACCCCGUUAGGCCUCUCAUCUCUGUAGAACACCCUAGUGUUGUGUCGUUCACAAAUGAUUUGUUUAAAAGAACCAAAUCUUUUAAGUGAAUGUACUGAACCGAAUCACUUCCUCAAGGGAUUUGUUCGUUUCUCAUUUAAGUUGAGCUGAAGUGAGAAACAGAAUUGCCAGGCCAGCAGACGGCGAACGAGGAACCGUAUGAAUCACUUUGUGAAUGAAUCACACAUUGAACGACACUCUCUGGAAUCACUUUUUUCGAACAAACUACCUUUUUUACUGCUAAAUUGCCAUCACAACCACUUGCAUACAAUAGGACACAGCAUUUAACCAGUAGUGCAUUAAACCGCAGCAUCCCAUCAUUGCAGCGGUUUGCGAGGGAAGGGUGCAUGUUCAGUUUAAUUUCUUCUAAACGUUCAGUGUAUGAAUCACUCACUGAGCCCAAUUUACCGAGCAGACUUAAUAAAUAGCAUACCAUAGGACAGUACACUUAAAACAUCAUGGCUUAUAAACAAGUUCAUUUUUAUAAACCUGCAUGUCAAAGCAACACAGCCAAACACUCUCAUCUUUUGGUCCCAGCGGCUAUGAAUUGAGCUGAAUCCUGUAACAUUCAGCUCUUUAUCAGUUCAGGAGGUCGAAGUCGCAGGCUUCUCCUGCCAAGUGCUGAAUGAUUCAGUGAUUUGGUGAACGAAUCUUUUUAGUGAACUGAUUCUAGUGAUUCAGUACAUCUAAAAGCACUGCCGUGCCCAUCACUAGUACACCCCUAAAGUCUGUUUGGAAAAAGUAAGGCAGCUAAUAUCAGCCUUCUCACUGGUCAGACUAUCAGUCACAUUUGCAUCUGUUCUCCAGUUUCCGGCUAAUAUUUCCUCCAGUAUUUCAUGAAAAAGUGAUUAUUUGUGCGUUUUUUUACGUUUUCAUGCAAAAUGACGUUUACCUCUGAAGUCAUGAAUAUUUUUCAGACAUGUUUACAGACUGGUUGCCUUUGUUAUGGAUCAACGGGUUUGCUUGACUGAAAACCUUUUGUAGAUUUACACGACAGAAAACUUUAAUAUAGUGCAAUUUCUGUUGAUUUUUCUGCUUUAGUUUCUUUUUAAUUUAAAUUCAGUGGCAUGUCUAAUGAACUCAAAGGCGCUAUCUGAAAGUAUUUGUUAUAAGUGACUAAUUACUGCACGCUUACACUUAUGUAGGUUAGAUAUUCACUGCGUUUUAAAGUCCCACUCCGAUCGUUUUUUUUUAUACUACCAAGUGUUCUCAGUGGUCUUUCAAUUGUGAUUAUGAGUUUUUUUUGUUUUGUUUUUUUUACUAAAAAUCACGCUACCUGUGUCAUUUUCAAGGACUUUUCUUCUGCAGAGCUCCAGUAGCUCAUUAGCAAUUCACCUCUGAGUCGUGGACGGAGACAGCGCUGCUCUGCACACUGGUCUUUACGUUAGUUUGCUGCCUAACAUUGCCUGUGCAGCUAAAGUGGCAGGUAACAUAGGAGCUAUCAGCUCCCGGACACCGAUGUCUUUCGGGAUACGAUGAAAGCUAAUAUCAUAAUAAGCUUUCUUACAAGCAUUGCAAUCUGCUAAAGCACAUGCUUGUUCCACGAUCGUCCUCUCUAUUUCUCCUCUAUAUGCAGAGUGUGGCCUGCAUAGCAGGGCUACGUAGCUUGGAUUGGUUGCGUAUGAACGCUCACUGUUUCUGAACCUGUCGUUUGGAUCUGCCAGAGAUUCACAGUGAUUUGAACGAAGAAAUACUCAGAAAAGCUAUUUCAUAUUUAGUUUUCUCAUGAUAUGUCCUGUAGCUUUAGAAAAAUGCCAUAUGAACAUAUAAAAAACAAGAAAAACAUUAUUUCCCUCAGAGUGGGUCUUUAAAAAGGAAUUUAAACUCCCACUCUACUGACUGUUAUAGGAAUCUACUAGUACAUUUCUCUUUGUGUUGAAACAGUAUCUUAAUUGUUUUUUUUAUAUCGGUCCCUGUGGCAUUGUCUUAUAGAGUAAACCUAUCUUUGCCAUGCAUGAUUGCCACUGAUUUGAUGAUAUACUGAUGAUCAGUAUUUGAUGUUAACAAGAUAAACAGAUUAAGAAAUAAAUCAGAUUUUACCACUUUGGUAUUGCUAUUUUAUUUGAAAGACUAGUUUUUACGUUUGUAUUGCUGCCUUUGUCUUCUGACAUUAAAAAUCUGUAUGUAUUUUUA